AUGAAGAUGCUGCAGGGAGAUUUGCCACUCACCCUCCUGCAGAUUGUACUACUGGUUGGUGGUGGCUUUACUCAACAACAGGGCCAGGUCCCCGACAAGAAACCACCACCACAACCUGGUACAGGAGAGAAAGGGACACAGAUCAUCAUCCCUGGACCAGAGAGAACGAACUCUUUCCAAGGUAACAUCUCUCACUGGUACCCUGACACAAACAUUGCAAUCAGAAAAUCACUAAUUUUUACUGUCAAAGAAAAUGUAACUGUGUGCCUGAUUAAGGAUCACAUUAGAGACAUGUACCGAUCGUUUAAUGCUCACCUGACAUCGUAUGGUUAUAUUAAUAGAAGGGGCUGAUUAAAGUGUCAGCUCUUGGGACUAAUAAUUAUGUCAAACGUCCUUCUAUUUACUUUUGUUGUUAAUGCUUAUAUUAUGUUAGUAGCUUUAAUGUUAUGCUUUUAUGGAUAUGUUCAGGUCUAGAAAUAAUUAUCUGAAUCCAAGGCGUUAUAGCAUUACUAGUUCCUUCACAGGAACGAAAAGUUUGUUUUUUUCUAUUUCUCUGAAUUGUUUAAUUUAUUGUCACUGUUUGUGUGUGUCUAUAAGGAUCAGAUUAAAGUUUUGGUAUAUAAAGUUGUAGUAAAUGUGUUAUAAAUAUAUAUUUAAUUAGGUAUAUCUGGUGAAAAGUGUAAAGUGUAAACCUUUUGCCCUAGUGAGUAAAAAAAAAAAAAAAACAAGAAAAAAAAAAUACAAAACCUUGUAUUCCAUUUGUAUCUGUAGACUAUACUGUAUCUACCAAAGGGAAAUAUUAAAUAUAAAACUGUCUCUGUAUAGAUGCUGAGAGUUUAAUUUCUUUGCAGUUUGAACCAUCUGGUUUAACUGUUUCUCUGUAGUCCUUUUGCUGAAAGUGUUAUGUACAGGGUCAUUACCAACAUAAUAAUCUAGGACAGAUCCCAAGGCCCAUUUUAAUAAAAGGGGCAACAUAAUGGACCACUGAAGGUAGGAUAGUCAUGUUAUCUUAUCUAAUGUGCCCUCUAUGAUAUUAAUUCAGUGUAAAAGCACACUGGUUUAAUCUGUUUAGGACCCAGCAGAACUUUAAUUUAAAUGUUGGGUUACAUUGGACAGUCAAGCUUGUAUAUUACAUGGGGGAUAUUAGCUCUUAUAUUGCAUGGAGACAUUGCAAUAAAUGAAUGAGGAACAUGGUAAUGGUCCAGUCUUUCUUAAUCCAUGGGACAGCACCCUAUAUUGAGUUUAAUGUUUUUAGACCGGUAUACUUAAUUAUAUAAUUUAAUAUACUAUAUAAUGUAACAUAUUGUGUAAGAUUAUGAAUGAUAUCUACCUAUGAAACUUUCUGUUUGAGCAUAAUGUAAAAACUAAUGCACAGUUCAUUAGAGAGCCAGAGGCUUGCUAAUGUUGUUGGAGGACUCCGACUCCCACCACCGUGGGCUGGCACGAUGGGAGUUGCAGACUAAACAAAGAUGCAUGUCAGCAGUUUCCCAAACUUGCUACAUAGUUACACUAUGCAAGGAACUAUUAUAAUCUUAUUUUCACUGGCCAUUCUUCACAACCUUGAUUUGUUGUUUAAUUAGUUUGGAGUCAGAUAAACAUUACUUUUCUCUUGGGCUGCAUCAUUUAUCAAAGUACGGUAUGUGUUUCGGAAAAGUUUAAUGCACUUCUCAUUUCGGCCUGACCAUGGUUGGGGUCACUGUUUCCCCAUUUACUACAUAAAAUUAGCAACUCAGUGGCUCAGAAUUUCCAUAAAAUGUAUUAAGAAAAUCUUCCUUGCAGCGUUAAGGGUGCAGGAUACCAACGCGUUUUCCCUUUUCAGAUAAAAUAACUUGUGGUUUAAAUAAAUUAUGGGUAAAAUACACAUUAUAUCUCAUCAGGAUGGAGAAAUAUUUUUUCUUUACAUGAGCAAGCUGCAGCCUUUUGACACAAGCUGUAGAGAUGACAGUCAAAGACUCCUUGCACCAUAACCACUACAAUAAUAUGCAGUGGUUAUGGUGCUUACAGCAUGCCUUUUAGAAAUGCAAGUUUUCUGCAAUAACCUCACAAAUUACCUCAAAGUGGAUCCACAUCAAAUGUGGCGGCUCCUUAUUUGGUUCUUGCUUUGGGGACGCCAGAACCCAUGGCUGGAUUAACAUAGGGCUGAUGGAGCUGAAGCUCCAGGCCCAUUGAUAAAAAUAAAUGCUCUUGCUUUGUGCUGAGGAAAUUAAAGGAACCUCAUAGUGACAGGAAUACAAACGUGUAUUCCUGUCACUAAGGUGUUAAAAACGCAGUUUAGACCCCGGCCCCCCAUGGCUCUCUUUAAAAAGGUAAUAAACUCACCAUUAUUCCAAUGCUGCAUGGGUCCACUGCAGCUGACUCCACCCUGCCCCACCGCCUUGGCUGAGAUGAUCAAAAUUGACAAUCUCAGCCAAUCCAAUGCUUUCCCGUAGGAAAGCAUUGGGAGGCUAUUGUGCAUGAGUGACAAAAAAACGCCUCGCUGCACUAAUCAGCAUCUCCUCAUAGAGAUGCAUUGAAGCAAUGCAUCUCUAUGGGGAACAUUCAGCCCCUCCAUGCAAAGCGUCAUGUACAGCACUGACCCAGGGAGCAUCUCUAGUGGCUCUCUGAGUGAUAGCCACUAUAGGUGUUCUUAGGCAGUAAUGCAAACAGUUCCUUUUCUCAGAGAAGGCAGUGCUUACAUUAAAAAGCCUGCAAAGGCAUAGUAUACUCACCAGAACAACUACAUUAAAGGAUCACUAUAGGGUCAGGAACACAAACAUGUAUUCCUGACCCUAUAGUGCUAAACCCACCAUUUAGGUGGCUCGCCCUUCCCUUAGCCCCCUUAUAAAAGUUUAAAACUCACCUUAUUUCCAGCGCCUAGCGAGUCUACCAGUGCUGGCUCCGCCCCCUUUGUGACAUCAUCAAAAUGGCUGAUUUUUAGCCAGUCCAAUGCUUUCCCAUAGGGAUUGGCUAAAAGCAUUGGAUUGGCUAAAAUCGGCACGGGGCGGAGCCAAAUGCAGUUUUGCCCAAUCAGGACCUCCUCAUAGAGAUGCAUUGAAUCAAUGCAUCUCUAUGAGGAAAUUUCAGUGUAUCCGUGCAGAGCGUGGGGAUGCUAAAUGUCAGGGCUGCUUACUGUGCAGCCCUGAGCAAAGAAGCCCCUCCAGUGGUCAUCUGAGGAGUGGCCACUUGGAGGUGUCCCUAGGGGCAAUGUAAACACUGCCUUUUCUCUGAAAAGGCAGUGUUUACAUGAAAAUGCCUGAAGAGAGCUAUUAUACUCACCAGAACAAAUACAUUAAGCUGUAGUUGUUCUGGUGACUAUAGUGUCCCUUUAAGCUGUACUUGUUCUAGUGACUAUAGGGUCCCUUUCACGGGAUAGUAUAGUCACCAAAUCAACUUAUUGAAGUAGUUUUGGUGUAUUGAUUAUGAUCCUGCAUUCUUACUGUUCAAUUCUCUGCCAUUUAGGAGUUAAAUCACUUUGUUUAUGCAGCUCUAGGCACACCUCCCUGCAUGUGACUUACACAACCUUCCUAAACACGUCCUGUGAAGAGUCAUCUAAUGUUUACACUUCCUUUACUGCAUAUUCUGUUUAAUUUAGAAUUGCUUAAUUCCCCCUCUGUUAUUUUCUACGAGACCAGCAUGAGCCUCCUGUAUGUAAUUAAAGGAACACUAUAGGGUCAGGAACGCAAAUGUAUUUCUGACCUUGUAGUGUUAAAAACACACUCUAGCUUCCCCCCCAGGGUCACCCUUACUCCCUAAAUAUAAAACUUUACAUUUAUUCCAGCCUGCCAGCUCUGCCCCUGAUCUGCCUGCAUGGCUGACAUCAGCAGAAGUGGUGAUCUGACCCAAUCACAAUUCUUUCCCAUAUGAUUGUCUAAAAAUUCAGUUUCUUCAUGCAGAGGGUGGAGACACUGAAUGUCAAUGCUGCACAGUGCGCAGCACUGCCUCAGGAGGCACCUUUAGUAGCCAUCUGAGGAGUGGCCAGUGGAGGUAUCCGUAGGCUGUAAUGUGAACUCUGCAUUUUCUCUGGACAAACAGUGUUUACCGCAAAAAGCCUGAAGGGUCUGUUUAUACUCUCUAGAACAAAUACAUUAAGCUGUAGUUCUUCCGGUGACCAUAGUGUUCCUUUAAAGUUCAAUGUACAGAGCAUGAGAUAAAAACUUUUAAAGUAAGUUACAUCUGAUUGAAAAUGAAACCAUUUUGUUUUCAUGCAGACUGUGUUAAUCACAGCCAGGAGAAAUGUGGCUAGAGCUGUAUAAACAAAAGCAAACGUGAUUUGACUCCUAAAUGGCAGAGAAUUGAGAAGUAAAACUACAGAGACAUGAUCUUUACACACAAACCAAUUCAUUAAGCUGAAGUUGUUUUGGUGACUUUAAGUCAUUUUUGAUUGAAGCACCUGUGCACUGAUACUGAUAUCUUCAAGUCCCUUCCUUUCUGACAGUCCUAGAUCUAGCGGGAUCGCUAGAAUUUGAAAAACCGUGUCCCAGCAUCCUUUGCUUCAUCUCCAGGGUAUCAGCUUCUGGGUCAUCAGAGUAAAGCCAGAGGAAACCAUAUAAGGAGUACAUCAUUACAAAUUGCCCAACAAGACCCUUACUGGGAAUUUCUGCCAUAAGUAUAAUGAUUUUGCAGUUGUAUCUGCAUGUGUAGGCCUUAUUGACGUGAUGGUAAGGUGUGUAUUGUUUAGUGUACUGGCAACCACUUCACUUUUGAUUUUGACUCCUGGCAAUUGUCAGGUCAAAUCGCUAGUUUGUCAAUUUAUGACCACUCAUAUUUCCAUGCCACUUUUAUAUCUUACAGUGUAGUGGGUAUGGUGCAAUGAAGCUGUCCAUGCAAUCUGACUGGUAAUUUCUGUGAAAUUGUAUUUAUUUAUUAUCAAAAUGUCAACCUGACAUAAUUUGUAGAAGUCAUAUAUAAAAUGGUGUCAGGGCCGGUACAAGAAUUUUUGCUGCCACAUCACAAUGUCCUACCAUUCUGUGGUUUCUCUUCCCCCUCUCUAUGCACCAUAACCACUACAGCACACCCUGGUGCCCUUCAAAUUGUAAGUAAUGAAACCAUUUUAGAACAGUUUGACUUCAUAUCUGCCACAGGCCACUUACUGACUCCACUGCAAGGCAGUGCAGGACUAGCUCAUUUGCUGAGAAUGUCAGCUGAUUGCUCUCUGCCCAUAGGCUAAGCCCUGUACUGCAAUGCUUAGCUCAGACAGAGAACCUCCGCCUCUUUGUCUGAAGUAGUGGUGGUGGGGAUCAACUCUCUAAAAGGGUUUGACAGCUUACAAUGGGGUAGGGUUGCCAGGGUACUCCUGUCCAGCGAGUUGUAGUGGUUAUUGUGCUUGGAGUGUUACUUUAUUGUGCUUUGAGUGUUACUGCUAUACGCAUUAGAAUAAUGUGAAGAUUGCACAAUUAAGAACUGAGAGUGUCAGCUGAGACAUGCAUAUAUGAUCAUCAAUACAGCUUCUUAUAACUACUUAUACAAUGACUUAGGUUAUUCAUUUUGAGGAUUUAGAAAAAUGGUGAUAACAUGUGUUUAUUCUUAAAUAAUUCUAAGGGAAUUUUGGUGUUAGUAUGGGAGACUCCAAACUAGUUCCCUUGUGAAAUGGUAGAACUUAGCAUAGAAUAAAUUACUGUAUAAUUUAUCAAUAGUAAUGAAAGUCAAUAUUUUUCACUGUAGCUGCUGUGGACUAGUUGGCUUCCCUGAGGCUCAUUUGGCUUCUUUUAUAUAGUGUAUGUCCUGAGUGUACCUAUUUAGGUGGAACAGUCCCUAUUUUUGGCCUAAAUCCCACUGUCCCUCUUUUUUUAUUUAAAUGUCUAACUUUUCUAGGACCUCCAUUUUGUUGGUGUGUGUGAAGAAAUGACUCCGUUAAUCAGGAUUUCUACCUUUUCUUGUACAGUUAAUUCACCAAAUUCAGCUGGAAUUCGGCAUAUAGCUUUCAUUUCUACCCUUCGGAUGGAUUCAGGCGAAUUCCCUGUGUAAAAUAUAGGUGGCCGCCAUUUCGGCACUUUACACGUGGCCGCGGCCAUUUUCCGUGCGAACAGCGGUGUUUGCCCGUCAACGCGUGGAACUAAAAUCGGAUACGCAAACAGGCGAACACCGCUGAGACCUCCAUACAUCCAGAACUUCGCACGGGAACGACCGAAUCACCGGCCGUUCGGUAGUUACAUGCAACUUCGUAUGGGGAUUUCAACGAUCACAAAGAUGCGAAUGGAUGGCAGGGCUUUCGUCUCUUUUAUUCGCCUAAACGGAGACCGACCGCAGGGCCAAAACUUAUGGAACUAUUUUCGGCUAGAUGGUCCGUGCGGUCGGUCAAAACUUUAGUGUUCCAUAACUCCCGAACCAUUCAUCCGAAUGGACUGAUUUUUCGAUAUGUUGUCCACACAAAUGUUGUCCACACAAAUGAGAACUAUCCAGCGGUACCAGAUUUAAAGGUGUACCCCCUGUUUUUGGGGUACAUCCAGAACUGGGGUAAAAUAGUACACGUUUUAAUUAAGUUAACUGUUUAUCAGAGGGGAGGGAGGUAUGGGCUGUAACCUAUUCCUGAUUGGUGAUUUAAUGCCUCCCCCUGGGUGUGUAUUUCUUGUCUGUAACCGUAAUAAAAAGCAGGCUGGAGAUUCCAGACCUCAGAUCUACUUGUAACCUGAUUCUGGACUCUGACUGUUAUUUGGGAAUUCGUAUGCUUUACCAAGGGGUUUAUCUUGGGAAGCUGUUAUAUUUCUUAUGGACUUCAUUUGCUUAGACCUGUAGGCGCUGGCAUUACGGGAGGAAUUAUCAAAGCGGUUCAGCUAUAUGGGAUUUCCUUACAACUGGUGGCAAGCGGAGGGAUUCGAAUCCCAAAUGGACAUUUCAAAACAAGCAAAGGAAUGAAUGGCCCAGCAGUACCAGCUACUUAAAAGAACCACGCUAAAGGACUUACUGGAAGCUCGAGGCAGAGUGGCAAGUAACAAAACAAAAGCCACGAUAAUUGCGGAGCUAAUGCAGAGCGAUAAUACCAGUAAUAUAGAGAUGGACCAAGAGGAAGAAACCGUGAUGCAAAAGGACAUCCGAUGGACACUCAGUUUAUUGGGACCCAAUCCAUCCUCAGAGGCGAUACUGCAGGUCGUAGCACAAGCCAGACAAGCGCAAAAAGAGCGAGAUGACCGGGACAGAACGUCACAGGGGGAUUUGCUACACCCCCCGAGAAGUAUUGGGGAAAUACCAAAGAAGGUAAAUUAUGCAGCGUUUAAAUCAUUUGUUGACAAUGAAAUGGAAAUUGACAGUUACUUGCAAGACUUUGAACGUCAGUGUGCACUGGAGGGAUUAGACUCCACCAAAUGGGCUGCAGUCGUCAGCAGUAAAUUGUCAGGUAGAGCAGCCGAGGCGCUGCGAGCAGUACCUGAGGGAGACAUACAUAAUUAUGAGAAAAUAAAAGACAUUUUGUUGGCCAGAUAUGCGGUAACUCCGGAGGCAUACCGGAAAAAGUUUAGAGACCUGAGAAAGACUGGGAGAGAUUCCCAUACGGAAUGGGCUUUUCGCUUGCAGCGGGCAGCCCGCAAUUGGAUGAAGGGCUGCCAGGCAACCACCCUAGAAGAGGCUUUACAACUAGUGAUACUGGAGCAAUUUUUUAAUCAUACUGCAGAGGACAUAAAAGACUGGGUAAAAGAUAGGAAACCAAAAACCGUGCAGGAGGCCGCUAGGCUAGCGGACGAGUACCAGGAUAACAGGAGGAAAGAGCAAGGGGCGAGCAGACCACCAUUUAAGCCUCAGUACACAGCUCCAACCAACCCGGCUCCACCUAGACCUGCCAUAGGUAACCCCCCACCGAACCCAGCAAACACACCUUGACCUCCUGCAGUGUGUCACUACUGCAAGCAACCAGGACAUUACAAGUAUCAGUGCCCUCGCUUAAACCGGGGAAGCUGGGAACGGCCCGCCCCACAACAACCCAGGGCAGCUGCGCACUGUGUGCAACAGGAUCACACAGGCCCUGGCCUUAACCACGAAGAACAGUGGAGUGUAUUACAUGAGGUCAAUCCAGUACAAGCUGGGGGGGACAACCAGGACCAUCACCGCCAAUGGAUUACCGUCGAUGGCGUGGGGGCCCGGGCGCUGAGAGACUCUGGGGCUACUUUGACUGUGGUACAGCCCCACACGGUCAGAGCACAAGCUCGCACCCGACGCACAGUCGCUGUAAGGGUGGCUGGGGGCGCUAUUCACAAACUGCCCACCGCUAAUAUGUUUGUUGAUUGGGGUUCCGGGUCUAAACAACUGGAGGUGGGGAUUAUGCAAGAACUGCCCGCCGAGGUUUUGUUGGGAAAUGAUGUGGGAUGCCUAACCUCCCAGCUAGCCCGAGACCCCCCUGCCGAGGCCUACCCGGUUACCACCCGAGCUCAAGCCAGACUGGAAGCUCCGCUGCACUCUGAGGAAAACCAGGUAAGAUUCAAAAUACCUCCCUUACCCGAUCCCCCCGUACCCUUCUGGGAUACCCCCCAGGGGUUUGAACAGGGACAGCGUACUGACCCCACAUUAGAAGGCUAUAGGAAGGCCGCGGCCGCUACCCCCGAGAACAACCCGCACGAAAAAUUUGAGUGGUAUAAGGGGUUGCUAUAUAGGGUAACCGAGGGGGUGGGACAGGGACCCAGGUCAUAAAAAGACAGUUAGUUGUGCCCCGUAAAUUUCGGGCUGAGUUGUUAAAACUCAGUCAUGACAUUCCCCUAGCAGGACAUUUAGGGGUCAAAAAGACCAGAGACAGGUUAACUCAAACCUUCUUCUGGCCCAGAGCCACCCAGGACCUAAAGUACUAUUGUAGGACAUGUGAUGUAUGCCAAAGGGUAGGAAAAAGGGGAGACCUUCGGAAGGCUAAGCUGCACCCCCUACCCAUCAUCGAACAGCCCUUCCACCGAGUAGCGGUGGAUUUAAUAGGUCCCCUCAGUCGCCCCAGUCCGUCGGGCAAAAAGUUUAUCCUAACGGUGGUUGACUACGCCACUAGAUACCCGGAGGCAGUCGCCCUCACCAAUAUAGAGGCCGAGACCGUGGCAGAGGCCCUUAUUCAGAUAUUCACCUGAGUAGGUUUCCCACAGGAGAUACUCUCCGAUCGGGGGACGCAGUUCACAGCCACCCUGACGCAACAACUGUGGCAGAGCUGUGGAGUGCAGCCCCUGUUCAGCGCCCCGUAUCAUCCCCAGACUAACGGGCUCUGUGAACGUUUCAAUGGCACUCUAAAACAGAUGCUAAAAACUUUUACAGAGUCCCACAAGAAUUGGGAAAAAUUCCUUCCCCACCUUCUGUUUGCCUACCGUGAGGUGCCCCAGGCCUCCACUGGGUUUUCCCCCUUCGAACUCCUGUACGGGAGAAAAGUUCGGGGCCCACUGGAGCCCGUACGGGAACACUGGGAGGGCAAUACAGAUGAGGGGGGAGUCCCUAUCGUCCAGUAUGUCCUGGAGUUCCGGGACCGUCUGCGGGCCCUCACCGAAUCGGUUCGGAAGAACCUGCAGGCGGCCCAGGAGGACCAGAAAAAGUGGUACGAUAGGAGGGCCCAGGAUAGAGUGCUGGACUUAGGGCAGAAGGUACUGGCUCUGAGGCCCGUUAAAAAGGACAAGCUGCAAGCAGCCUGGCAGGGACCCUUUAAGGUAGUGGAACAGGUUAGCGAGACUACUUACAUCGUGAGCAAAUGCUCAGAUGAAAGGCUGACCAAAGCCUUCCAUGUGAACAUGCUCAAACCAUAUUUUGAAAGGACAGAGGAGGUGGGCGCCGUGUGCGCCCCCGCCACAGAGGAUAGUGAAGGGCUACCCCUUCCUGACUUACUGGAUACCACCCCCUGUACUAUUGACCAAGUAAGCUUGGGGCAAAAUUUAGACCUCCUGGAGAAAGGUGAGGCUACCCAUCUGCUGCAGGGAUACCGAGAGAUGUUUUCCGCUACCCCCGGCUAUACCUCCGCUGCGGUACACCGUGUGGAAACCCAGGGAGAGACGCCCCUACGGCAACAGCCAUAUCGGAUCCCGGAAGCAGUACGUGAGAGUAUGCUCACCGAGUUAAGGGAUAUGUUACGGCUAGGGGUAAUAGAACCCUCCCAAAGUCCUUGGGCCUCCCCGGUGGUACUAGUACCGAAGCGCGACGGCACUACGCGCUUCUGUGUAGAUUACCGGAGGCUUAACGACCGUACCAUAACCGAUGCCUACCCCAUGCCUAGAAUAGAUGAGCUCUUAGAUCGUAUGGCGGGGGGGAACUACUUGACUACCCUGGACCUGUGCAAGGGUUAUUGGCAGAUCCCCUGGAGCCUGCGGCCAUCCCCAAGUCGGCGUUCGUCACCCCGUUUGGGCUAUACCAAUUCAAGGUUAUGCCCUUUGGGAUGAAGAACGCCCCGGCUACGUUUCAGCGGAUGGCGGAUAGGCUCCUGGAGGGGUUGCAGGACUUCGCAUGUGCGUAUCUAGAUGAUAUUGCCAUCUAUAGCCGCACAUGGGGAGACCAUCUGGGUCAUGUGUCCAGGGUACUCGAACGAAUCCACCUCGCCGGGCUCACUUUGAAACCCGACAAAUGUCACGUAGGCCUAGCCGAGGUCCAGUAUCUAGGUCACCGGGUCGGCUCCGGUAGACAACGCCCAGAGCCCGCUAAGGUAGAGGCCAUAGCUAACUGGCCCCAACCCCGGACCAAAACCCAGGUACUGGCUUUCUUAGGGACGGCCGGGUAUUAUAGGAAGUUCGUCCCAGAAUAUAGCGCCCUGGCCAAGCCCCUCACGGACCUUACCAAAAAGGCCCUUCCCAAACAGGUCUCCUGGACCCCAGAGUGCACGGACGCUUUCCAGAAGCUCAAAGCGGCAUUGAGUGAGGCCCCUGUGUUGGCAGCACCCGAUUACACUAAACAAUUUCUUGUCCACACAGAUGCCUCCAUGUUUGGGCUGGGAGCCGUGCUAAGCCAGGUGGGGGCGGAUGGCAUGGAACACCCGGUGGCAUACCUCAGCCGUAAACUUUUGCCCCGAGAAGUCAGCUAUGCCACCGUAGAAAAAGAGUGCUUGGCCCUCGUGUGGGCCCUCAAGAAACUUCAGCCCUAUCUGUAUGGGCGAGCGUUUACCCUUAUGACCGACCACAACCCUCUGGUAUGGCUCAACCGGGUAGCUGGUGACAACCCCAGGCUACUCCGGUGGAGCCUAGCUCUCCAACCAUACAAUUUUACCAUGCAGUACCGUCCGGGUAAACAAAAUGGGAAUGCGGAUGGACUGUCCCGCCAGACCGAACUGGACACCUAAAAACAUACUUUCAUCGGACAUCCCCAAGCCAACCCGACAGGGUCUAGGCGGGUAUGCCGACCUAUGGACUUAUAGGGGAGCAGUGUGAAGAAAUGACUCCGUUAAUCAGGAUUUCUACCUUUUCUUGUACAGUUAAUUCACCAAAUUCAGCUGGAAUUCGGCAUAUAGCUUUCAUUUCUACCCUUCGGAUGGAUUCAGGCGAAUUCCCUGUGUAAAAUAUAGGUGGCCGCCAUUUCGGCACUUUACACGUGGCCGCGGCCAUUUUACGUGCGAACAGCGGUGUUUGCCCGUCAACGCGUGGAACUAAAAUCGGAUACGCAAACAGGCGAACACCGCUGAGACCUCCAUACAUCCAGAACUUCGCACGGGAACGACCGAAUCACCGGCCGUUCGGUAGUUACAUGCAACUUCGUAUGGGGAUUUCAACGAUCACAAAGAUGCGAAUGGAUGGCAGGGCUUUCGUCUCUUUUAUUCGCCUAAACGGAGACCGACCGCAGGGCCAAAACUUAUGGAACUAUUUUCGGCUAGAUGGUCCGUGCGGUCGGUCAAAACUUUAGUGUUCCAUAACUCCCGAACCAUUCAUCCGAAUGGACUGAUUUUUCAAUAUGUUGUCCACACAAAUGAGAACUAUCCAGCGGUACCAGAUUUAAAGGUGUACCCCCUGUUUUUGGGGUACAUCCAGAACUGGGGUAAAAUAGUGCACGUUUUAAUUAAGUUAACUGUUUAUCAGAGGGGAGGGAGGUAUGGGCUGUAACCUAUUCCUGAUUGGUGAUUUAAUGCCUCCCCCUGGGUGUGUAUUUCUUGUCUGUAACCUUAAUAAAAAGCAGGCUGGAGAUUCCAGACCUCAGAUCUACUUGUAUCCUGAUUCUGGACUCUGACUGUUAUUUGGGAAUUCGUAUGCUUUACCAAGGGGAUUAUCUUGGGAAGCUGUUAUAUUUCUUAUGGACUUCAUUGCUUAGACCUACCUUAGACGCUGACAUUGCAGGAGGAAUUAUCAAAGCGGUUCGGCUAUACGUGAUUUCCUUACAGUGUGUAUAACAUAGAUGCACAUCAAUAAUACUCCAAGUAAUGUGUCUUUAAACUACAUUAAUGUAUGUAGAAAUCAGGCUGAACUGCAUGCUUUCUUUAACCUUGAACACAUGUUAAACAUGCCAUUUUUGCUUUUUAUUGUUAACCUCGCAAUAUCAGCCUGGUCUGGCUUUAAGAUGAUAACAUUUGCUAAAAAUUGUUUGUGAAAUACAGAUUGUGUUCACUUUGAUAACAGUGAUGCAAUCGCAGCUGAAAGUGAGAAAAUGCUGUUACCAAUUCCAAACUGAUUACCAGGUUUUCCCACCAUGGAUAUUUGGUCCUCAAUUUGCACUUCCCCUGUCAUGUCACCAUAAUUAAUAAGUAGGAUGCCCCCCCUUUUUUAAAUUUAACAGCCCCCUCCUUCUGGGCGCGGGUGGGUUCAAGUGGUUGGACAAUGAUCUGUCCAUGACCAAUUUUUUAAUUUAAAAUUUCCUACCUGAUGCCCACAGGUGGAGGUAUGGAGGGACUAUGUCCUCCCCCCCCCCAUUAUUUUACAGGCCCCAUCAUCAUCAGACUGGGCAGAAAUCACUGCUUGGUUGCUUGUUUUAAAUAUUUAGUAGCUAUGCCUCCACCUGAUGCAUGGCAGCUGAGAGCACAGAGAGCUUUAUAGUGAUAAGGGGAUCAUAUUGACUUUUUCAAUAAUGAACUUUUUACUUUUUUAAUGUGAUGGCUUGCUAGCAAGCACUGACCAGCUGCCACACGGUUAUCCCUUAAAGGACCACUAUAGUACCAGGAUAACAAACUUGUUUUCCUGGCACUAUGUAGUCCUUAGGUCCCCCCCACCAUCAUGGCCCCCCCUCCCGCUUGGCUGAAGGGGUUAAAACCCCUUCAGCCACUUACCUUUCUCCAGUGCUGGGCUCCCUCGGCACUGGUGACCUCUCCUCCUCUUGCCGACGUCAUUACUCAAUGCUUUCCUAUGGACGUCCAGCGUCUUCUCACUGUGAUUUUAACAGUGAGAAUCGUGGAAGCGCCUCUAGCCACUAGAGGCUGGAUUAACCCUCAGUGUAAACAUAGCAGUUUCUCUGAAACUGCUAUGUUUUCAGCUGCAGGGUUAAAACUAGAGGGACCUGGCACCCAGACCACUUCAUUGAGCUGAAGUGGUCUGGGUGCCUAUAGUGGUCCUUUAAACAGACUGUUUCUAACCAUGUGCCCACUGAUUGCUAGUGCUGCCAGCAGGCAGAUAUUAGUUGAAAGUAUCAUUCACCUGCAAAACCAUAAGUGAAUGACAAUUUGUGAAGAAGCAUCCUGCCGAAUGCAUUAAGUCCCAGAUUUUUGUAAAAUCAGCGAUUUAUGAAUAUUUUGGAUCCUUCACUUUAUAUAUGGUUUGCAUGAAAAAGGAGCUCUGAUCCUAAAUUCGAACAACAAAUACACCUCAACAAUUGUUGCUUUAAUAAAUAUGAAAAUUGCCGUUGCGGUUAGAAUUCAGAUUUUCACAAGAUAGGGGGACGCAAUAUACACAAGGCAAAUAGAAGAAAUAAUAUACAUAUAGCAUAAUAAAUUCAAUAACAUGUAUAAAUUUGAAACAAUCAAAAAUAGUAAAAUAAUAUAUAAUUCCAAAACCUUUUAAUGUGUUCACAGAUAUAUUUCAAUUAUAAUAGGAGUGGUUUUUUUAUAUAUUGAAGUAAACGUUGGAAUGUAGAGAUUCUUAUAAUUUUUGGUGUCGUUUUUGGAUCAUUUAAGUGAUUGUAACAUUUUUUAUCUUUUCUAUACUCAGAUUGUCCUGUGGAUAUCUUCUUUGUAUUGGAUACAUCAGAAAGUGUUGCCCUGCGUGUGAAACCUUUCAAGACACUGGUCAAUCAAGUGAAGGACUUUACUAAUAGGUUUAUAGAUAAACUCACUUCCAGGUACGGAAUCCAUAUUAAACCUAACUCAUGUUGCUAUUACGUAAUUCAUUAUCCCUGGUUUGUGCAAUAAUAGAUAUGUGGUGCUUUGUUGCUUUAACAGUAUUACAUGACUGAUUUCCAACAUACUUCCCAAAUGUCUCAAAUACAAAAAUUAUAUACAAAGUGUGGUGCACAUCUUUAAGUAGAAUGGUAUAAGCUUUUAGAUUGUUACACUGUAACCAUCUUUAUAAGUAAACCUUUUGGACGAUACUCCAGUGUAACCAUAAAAUAAAAAAAAAUAUAAGAGGGUGCACAACAUAUCACUAUAUUGUGAAUGCAAAUGCCAUUCACCAACUCUGUACCAAAAACUGUUAGCACAACCUAAUGCAGGCCACCUGGAUGCGAAUACAAGGGCAGGCAGAUAUACACUACUGUGUCUAGUGAUCUCUCACCAUUCACUGACUCACUGACAGCACUCUUUUUUUUUAUAAGUGCAAGAUGCAAUCAGUAUCCGCUCUGUAGGGUUCAUCUGUCACCACCCCAUGUGCAUUCAACGGAACAAUACAGAAUAAAAGAUCCACAUUAUAAGCAAAGUUACACUGUACUGGAAUAAUGAUCCAGGUCAUGCAGGCUUUCAGUUCAGCUACCUUGGUCUUAACUUUGAAAUUCACUUUAAAUUCUCAUUUUAGUGAGUAAGCUUGCUUAAAGGACCAUUAAAUGAAGUGGUGUAGGUGCAAGGGGGGUGUAGUUUUCACCCUGGGACGCAAAACCUUUCGGUGUAGUAGAAACUACAACGUCUUCACUGCAGGUUAAUACAUUUCUAAUGAAUGUCUACUUGACAGCCACUAGAGGCGCUUCGUUGUGAGAACUGAGUUAGACUCGAUUCUCAAACACAUACUACUCCUAGAGCACAACUGAAUUGUCACAGUGUGGUUUUCCCUAUGGGGAAGCACUGAAUUGACUGAGAUUAUCAAUCUCACAAGACCAGGUUGGCGAGGGAAGAAAAGUAACUGAAACUUACCUUUUAAAUCAUCACUGGCUGGGGGGCAAGACAACUUCUAAAUGAGUAGGGGAACACUAUAUAAUUAGGAACACAUGUUUAACGCUACAGUGUUCCUUUAAUGUUUGUGCGCAUGUUUGUAACUUUUUUGUUUGGUCAGGAUAUAUUGUAUUUUUUGUUACUUUUCCAUGUGUUUACACCAUUCUCUUUUUAUUUCUGCUGAAUAAAAAAAUUAAAAUAUGAUAAUGAGAUAAUGGCAGAAAUCUUACAGUAUAAAUAAUGAAAAUAACAAUCAAUAAAAUCCUCUGUACAAUGUAUGCAAAAUGUACUCAUAUAAACUGUGACAAAACACUAAUGAUAACAGCUCUACUGGAUUAUGUUAAAUUGUGACAGAAACCAUAAUUUUGUUUAAAUAUUCAGUACUACAGAAAAUAUUUCAUUUGAACUGUGCAAAAUGUUUUCAAUUUAAUGUAUUCAAUCAUAUAUUUUUUCAGUGCAAAUAUUUUUAAAGAAAUUUUAAGAGUUAAAAAAAAUAAGUCUCACACAAGCCUUUAAAGGGCCCCUAUAGCCACCAGAACUACACAGAACUACAGCUUAAUUUAGUGGUUCUGAUGUCUAUAGCCUGUGCCUGCAAGCUUUUCAAUGUAAACGCUGGCUUUUCAUCAUUUUCAUGGACAUUUCUCUGGUGUUAUAACAAAGUUUUUAGGUGAUAAACCCCAACAAAAACACAAAAGUAAUGUGCGAAGAGCUAAAAAUAUAUGUUAACUUACCCCUUUUUUUGGGGGGGGGUUGACAAACAAGUAUUUUGGAAACUAAAAAUAAAAAAAAACAAUAAUAGUGCAAUUUUGUAUAAUUCUGUGCAAAUGUGAUGAAGAGCAUUGGUAUUACACUCACGUUUAAAGAGCCUUUUAGAGAACUGGCUCUAAACAUGCAAGCUUUAGAGCCUUUAAGGUGGUAACACCACUUUCUUGGACAGAGCGGCAUGUCACCACACAAUGCUCCAUACAGAGAAGAGCAGAUUGGAUGAACAAUUAAAGGACCACUAUAGUGCCAGGAAAACAUACUCGUUUUCCUGGCACUAUAGUGCCCUGAGGGUGACCCCACCCUCAGGGACCCCCUCCCGCCCGGCUCUGGAAAGGGGAAAAGGGGUUAGACUUACCUUUUUCCAGCGCUGGGCGGGGAGCUCUCCUCCUCCGAUCCUCCUCCGUCUCCUCCUCCUGGGCUGAAUGCGCACGCGCGGCAAGAGCUGCGCGCGCAUUCAGCCCGUCGCAUAGGAAAGCAUUUACAAUGCUUUCCUAUGGACGCUUGCGUGCUCUCACCGUGAAAAUCACAGUGAGAAGCACGCAAGCGCCUCUAGUGGCUGUCAAUGAGACAGCCACUAGAGGAUUAGGGGGAAGGCUUAACCCAUUCAUAAACAUAGCAGUUUCUCAGAAACUGCUAUGUUUAUGAAAAAAUGGGUUAACCCUAGCUGGACCUGGCACCCAGACCACUUCAUUAAGCUGAUGUGGUCUGGGUGCCUAGAGUGAUCCUUUAAGAACCAUCCCCUUUAAAGGAGAACCCAAGGAAACUGGAGGCCAUUGAUUUAAAAGGAGAAAGGACAGGAGCUUAUCACUGCACAUUAUUUUAAUCUCAUUUUUAAUCAUUGUUUUUUUACAUUUUUUAAAUACAUGUAAUUAUUUACUAUUCAAGUCAGUGACUUUGUCCUGAUUAACUCCAACCUGGGCUCAGAGAGGGUAUUGUCACCAUAUAUUUGGUAUAUUUGGUAUAUUUCAUUUACAAACUUGGAGACAGUAAAUCCUGUAUUGCCUCUCUCCAUACUUAUUUCUUAUUUUCAUCACUGAAAGAUGUUCAAACCACUAAAGAAAGUAAUGUUGCCGCCUUAAAGGCACGGAAGCUUGCACGUUUAGUGCCUGUUUGCUUAGAGGCUCUUUUAAACGUGAGUGUACCAAUCAUCUUCAUCACUAUUAUUGUUCUUCAUUUUUCUUUUCUUACAUAAAGAGAUAUAAAAUAAAUUCUGAAAAGCUCAGGUUCUACAGUUUCAGAUAUCUACAGUAAAAAACAGAGAAAAAAGUUACUUACACAGUAUCCCAAAUCCCUCUGCACAUUUAAAUAACUGUAUGCACUUUUUUAGGAUGGCUCCCAAAAAAAACCCAACCCUCCAAUUUAAAUGUGCAUAGGGAUUUGGAAUAGUGCCCACAUAACUUUUGCCUUUGUUUUUCAUUGUAUAUAUUGGAGAUCAUGUGUACUACAGUCAUUGCUGCCUGGGAGCAGUGGGAGUUUAAGCGCUGGGCUUUAUUUUGUAUGUUAAUUUCAGAUAUAUGAAAAUGGUAUUUUGUAUUUACCAUUUUCCUAUCAAUUGCUGCAGCAUUUAUUUUCCUUUUAAAAUCUGGAAAAGUGAAAUGUAUUAACAACCAUUUCUUAUUUAUAUUUAUAGUGAAGAUUUAGAAAAUGAACUCAUAAUCAAGUAAAGAAGAUAAGUGCAUGUGGUAGAGCCUAAAAUAAUGAUUGACAGGAUGCAAAGAUGGAAGUAACCAGUUGCAGGAAAAAGAGGUGUUGAUUUCUACAUGUACAGGUUUAUUUACUGAAGUGGGAAUUCAAAACUAAAAUGAACUUCAAAAUUAAGGACAAUUUGAAGUUCCAACCUGGAAAAAUGUUCUUCGUCAGCUAUGCUUUGACUUUGGCUACUUAGGGAUCUUAGGCCUUAAUUUUGAAAUUCACUUGGAAUUUCCACUUUAGUGUAUAACCCUUUAUCUACAAAAAAAUCAAGGGAAGUGACCUAUUUCCCUUAAAGUGAACCUGUCCUCCAGAAAAUGACAAGUCCAUUUAAGGUCGGUGUACAUUUAAUCUAUUCAUCCUGUUAGUGAUAUUGACAAAGGAGGGACAGUGGAAUCAGUGGUGGAACUACUGCAGGUGCAGACGAUGCAGCUGGACCAGGACCCACAAACUGAGGGGUCCCAUUGGUUCGCUUCUGCAGUUAGGGCCACCCAAUAGAAAUGUGUCUUCAGGGGCCGGGUCUUAACAGCAUGACCAGUCCCCUUUAACAAUGUAAGGGCAGCCUUGGAGGAGGUGAGAGCUGGUCACGUCUUCCCAGAUAACACAGGGCUGUCCAGGAGUGAGAGAGGACAGAGGGGAAAGGGCACAGAUCAAGACAGCCAGCUUCUAACUCCCAACAGCCUCAGCCAGUAGAAACCUCUUGCAUACAAAAUGUAGGAAAAAGGUGGAUAGCUAAAAUGUGUGCAUUUUAACCUGCAUGUGUGUUUGUAUGUGUGUUAUUGUGUGUCUGUGUACCUGCAUGUAUGUCAUUGUGUGUGUCUGUGUAUCUGCAAUAGUCAGUGUUUGUAUAUGCGUUUGUGUACCUGCAUGUGUCAGUGUGUAUAUCUUUGAGUCUGUGUAUGUGUAUUAGUGUGUGUGUAUGUGUAACUAUAGGGUGUCAGUGUAUGUCUGUGCAUCUGUAUGUGUGUCAUUGUGUGUACCUGUUUGUGUACUUGUGUAUCUGUAUCUGUGUCAUUGUGUGUAUCACUGUGCCGUGUAUCUGCAUGUUUGUCAGUGUGUGUGUGUCUGUACCUGUAUGUGCAUUUGUAAGUGUCUGUGUAUCUGCAUGUGUGUCAGUGAGUAUAAAUACAUUUCAAAUUUAAAAGUGGUCCAACACGUUUCAUCCACCUGGCGGACUUCCGCAGGGACCAAAAUAACUAUAACAAUCAAUAAUAAUAAUAAUUUAAAUAUAUUUGAAAGUAGGUAUAGGUUUAUUGUAAACACAUUUCAGGUAGGUAUUUGAAGAGAUUUAUUGUUACCAAAUCUCCAGGUAGGUUGUAGUAUAGUUAUUGUAUUUUAAUUGUUAUAUUUUUUUUGGUCCCUGAGGAAGUGCAAUGGGAAGAUGAAACGUGUUGGACCACUUGUUGAAAAAUUUAAUUUUAUUGCUUGUAAAUUUCACUUUAUGCUUGUAUUUAAAUUGUUUCCCAUUUCAUUUCAUAAUUUUGUUUAAAAAAAUGCAACAUUUAAAAUACAAUUAAUUCUGCGUAUCUCUAUCACUUCACACUGAUCAUCAAAAUACAUACAUAAAUGGCCUACUUGCAGCUGACACUACCACAAAUAACAAUUUUGUUAUAUUCCCACAGCCGUGUCUCUAAAACCCCUCAAGAAAGCAAACAAAUUAAAGCAAUAUUGCAUAUAAAUGAACACUCUGAAACCAUUCACAGCUGUCUCAAAGAACAACUAAACAAGACAUAUGUUAUCACUUUCUCUUCUCAAUUUUAAUUUUUUUUUAAGGUAAAUAAAUGCAGAUACAGUAGAAAAAUUAGCUACACCCCCUGAUUAAUCUUCUAACCAAUCGGUCAGUAGAUUAAGGGGUGUAGCAAAUAGCUUAACAAAUAAUAAUUCAGCGGCUGGAAUCACUAAUUUAGCAUGAGAAAAAUAAUAUUAGUGGGCUGGGUAAGGUGAAUUAGCUUAAUUUAUUUGGGGAAAUUAGACUGUGAAGCGACCAACUUCCUGGUUCCUCCAUGUCCAGAGCAACCGCAUCAGAUCAUGUCGUAUGGGGAGAAGGAUGUGUGAGUAUGAAAUGUGUGUGAUAACAUUUUUACAAGUAAACAUCGGAUCUACAGUGCACUACAUCCAGCAAUACAGUACACAUAAAUACAUUGCCCAUAAUUGGCAUAGGAAGAAAAAAGUAAAUACGUAAUCCUAGGAGGCCUAAACAAGUUGGUUACCUUUAUAGAAUUUAGUUUUUGGUUUUUGUUGUUUUUUUCCCUUUGUUUUUAAUAAUACAUUUUUUUUUGGCAUACCUAAUCCUAUAACCAUUUCCCCCCCACCCCUCCCCUCCCUCCGGCGUGCUGCCAGUGGUUGACAUUAAUCCAGUUUCCCGUCUUCCCCUAUUUUUGAACAACUAUAAGGGCCCUGUCUGGGUUUCCCGGUGGGGUUGGGAAGGGACAGGGAUGUGUAGCAGGCUGUCUCACACCCUAUGGGGCAGGGGAAGGAAUUAAAGAGAGUGGCCAUGUGGCCCAGUGUGCCUCCUAGGGACUGGCUGGUAUGCCCCAAAACUGUUCCAUAUAACGGCUGGUAGUAGUGGGGCAUGGAAAAUGUUAACUGGGGAUAGUAAUGAAGGGUCCUCUUAUGGUGAAUGUGAUAGUCCACUGCCCUGUAACAGGUGUCCCAACUGCAUUACAUGGUUGCCUUAUUGAGUUUGAAAAACAUACGACCUGAGUCCAGGCGUGGUCAUGCUCCGUGACAGCCUGUCAAGCAAGUUAGCAGUCGGCAUAGGUUUAUUGGUGCCGUGUGUCCAUGGUGGGAUGAUCAAUCUGUUAGGAGGCACCAGGAAGAAUAUGAAGCAACGACCCUUGCCGUUCUGUAAGUAUUUUCCAUGGAUGUGUAGCUGUCUGUUUCCAUCAACAAUUUGUGUCUGCUUAUCUGGAAGUGGUGGGGAGGUUGGCGCAUCUGGAAGUGGUGGGACAUUUCCAGCAGGUGUGUGCACUUGUAAUCCAAUAGGGAGGGUGUGUGGAGAGACAAUCAGACACUCAGUAGCUUGCGGUCACAGAAAUUCUGUAGAAGAAUGGCCUGUAGCGGCUACCACCUAAGAAUAGUGAUUGAGCUUAGGACACUGAGGAUCUUGGGGAAUGUAGGGUAUGGCGCUGCUCCUUUUCUGUGUGGCCGAUUGCCAGCGUUGCCUCUAAGGAAAGUGUUGGGCAGCAUUCAGUGGGGUCGGUGAGUACCAGUCCGGAAUGUUAGUAUCUUGGAGCUCCAGAGUUCGUAUGAAUGGCUGCACAUCAGGGGGAGAGGAGAUGGUGUAUGUCGUACCUUGCAUUGUGACAAUUUGUGCUAGGGGACAGCCCCAACAAUAGCAAAUAUUGCGGAUUUGCAGCUGGUCAGUAAUAGGCUUAAGUGCUCUCCUGGCCUGGUCAACCAGGACAGGUCUGGAUAUAUCUGCACUGGAUUGUCAUGGAAAUGUAGCGGAGGAGUAGUUUGGCAGAGAGUUUUCAUUAACUCUUCUUUGUAGGAGAAACAAUGGAGCCGAAAUAUUACACCCCUAGGUGCAUCAGCAGAUGUGUUUCUGGGUCUCAAGGAUCUACGUGCCUAGUCCAAAAGCACCGGUGUGUCGGUCGGCUUACCUAAUAAUAGGUUGAACAGUUCAUGGAGAGUUAUGUGAAGGUCCUCCUUGUCACACUCCGGCAGUCCCUUAAUUUGAAAGGGUUGUUCCUCCUACCCCUAUUAUCAGGUCGUCCAGGGACCUUUGGUAGAAGGAUAGGGAUGUGGUCUGAGUAUCCAGGGCCAUUUGUUGGUGUUGUACCUGAGUGAAUAAUAUGUCCCGGUCGUCCUCCAGAGAGUUUACUCUCUCACCAACAUGGCAGAGAUCGGAUCGCAGAGCAUCCAUUUUCUUCUGGAAAGAUGAUUCCAGUUUGGCUAGCAUAAGGGCCAAAUCAUCUUUGGAGGGUAGGUUUUUCAGUAAUUCCUUGAUGUCAGGAUCUUACUGUGAUAUGAAGCCCUCAGAUUCUGCUGGGCUGGAAGGAGGAGAUUCCCCUUGUGCUGCCAGUGCCAUUUUGGAAGCCUCUGGUUCAUACUGUGUUUCCAAGGAAUCAUGAAAAUAUUUGGUGAGGGAACCCCCUUUUCCAUUGGGGGUCUUCCCUGGUACAGUGUGGCUGGAGUGGCCUUUCAUGGGGUUACCCAUAUCACUAUUUCAGCCCUCGUUUUAGCGAGAUUCCGCCGGUGAUAUCAGGGAGCUCAGCAGGAUGUGUCCAUGCAGCGCCUUAGCUGGCCACGCCCGACUUCAAUUUUCUUUUUUUUUGCAUUCAUGUGUAUAAUAAAAUUAGUAUUAUUAUUUAUAAAGUGACUACAAAUUCUGACUUUCCUUAACUGUGAUUGCAUUUUUAGAGGGAUAUAUACAUAUGCGCAGAUCUAAUACAAAUGUUAUCACCCUUGCUGGAAAAUUGUCUAGUUUUAUAACUGAUAAUCAUAAUGUGCACUAAAUACUUGAAACUUUACAAAAUAAAACAGAAUGACUGUCAAGGAACAUUUUAAAUACUAGCCGUUAAAGGCAGAAUAUGAAGAACAACUCACGACUGAUGACAUGGUCUGUCUAUUAUCCAGAGCCAACUGCCAUAGGAAAUCUCCUUUUUGGCCAAAUUUAACAUGUGUACUCAUCAUCAUCAAACACACAAAAGUAUUUUUCAUCAAAUUAAACAUCAACCAUAAUAAAUAAUGUUGACAAAUAAAAGCUUUUUUAUACACCGAUAUUCUUUCAGUUUAUUGAUAAUUUAUGUGAGAGCCUUGUAAACAUUUUGUUUUUGUUUGCUUCAGGUAUUAUCGUUGUGACCGUAACCUUGUGUGGAAUGCUGGAGCUUUGCACUACAGUGAUGAAGUAAUCCUUAUUCGUGGUUUGACACCACUGCCCACCGAGAAAGAUGCCUUGAAAGAAAGUGUUAAAAAAGUUGAAUACAUUGGGAAAGGAACACAUACUGACUGUGCUAUCAAAAGGGGCCUUGAAGAAAUCCUUGUUGGGUUGGUAUAGCAAUAUUAUUAGUGACACACUUUUCUGAGAAAAUGUUGUCUUAUGUGCCUUUCAGAAUUAUCACCCAAAUUCACUCUGUUUCUCUUUAUUAUACAGACCUUAUCUUACUGUCUUCCAUACUGAUUUGAACAGAUUAUAUACUUUUAGAUUAUAUACAACAUGCUUUGAAAGUUUCAGAGGCAUGUCUUUUCCUGUAGAUGUUGCAUGUUCCAAAAGUCAUCAUCCCAAUAGAGCAAGAUAAAUAUGCAUCUUUUUCUUAUUUCAGGGGGUCGCACAUGAAUGAAAACAAAUAUCUCAUAGUGGUAACAGAUGGACAUCCCUUGGAAGGCUAUAAGGAACCUUGUGGAGGACUUGAAGAUGCAGCUAAUGAAGCCAAGCAUCAUGGUGUUAAAAUAUUUUCUGUUGCCAUUUCACCAAACCAUCUGGUAAGAUUUCAUAGAACACCCAAAUGCAGGCGACUACCACUGAGAGGUGGCUUGAGAAACCUUUUCAUUCAUUAACAUCUAUUUUUGUCUUUAGGAAUCCCGCCUUGGUGUUAUUGCCUUUGAUCAAAAUUAUCGAAAGAACUUCACCGCUACAAGUGCCUCUGGACUUCCCAUUGAGGAGACAGAUCUCACUAUAGAUACUAUCAUUGAUACUAUUGUAAGUUUUCUUUGGCAUGAGGCCUACAGUAGCAUGUUCUCUAUAGCGUUCAGUGUCUUGCAUUGGCUUAGUCCUUGAGCUAGGGAUAAAAUUAAAUAGUUGCUUACUGCAUAUUUUAUCCAGAAAUCUCUUUACCAAUCUUAUUUCAUUUUUUUUAAAUUCUGCACAUCACUGUUUUUUUUUUCUUGAAUCACCAUGACCACUUCACUGGUUUGAAGUGGUCAUGGUGAUUGGAAUCCUAAUGUGCAAUAUUUCUAUUUGCAAUGCUGCACAUACAGAUAAAUCUGCACUUUUGUGCUGGGGGCUAGUUGCACACCCAGCACACAUGACUUAGGCAGCCCGGGACUCUGUCCCAAACUGCCUAAUAUCAAUUGUGUACAAAAAUGACAUCUGUCGUCAACAUACACUACGUUCUGGCCACAGAUGUAAUGAGAUUCUCUCUUGCAGGCUGCAUUCAUCUCCCCUCACCCCUCACUCCUUCAUUUAAGUCCUCCCUGAAUCCCUAUACCAUCCAUUAGUUUUUUUUAAAUAGUAAUUUUCUCCUCCCCCACUCCUACUGGCCCUUACUUGUUCAGAGUGCAUGCAUGCGCUCUGAGCUGGUGAAACACUCAAAUCAUAUGCUUUGAUAUAAGAAGCAUUUGAUUGGAUCUUGUGAUGACUCUGGUGAUGUCAUAUGGAAUUUGAGAGGAGUGCUGGGAGAUUUGCCCGGGGCUGGAUUUCAGGUAAAUUAUUGCUUUGUUUUCUACGUUUUUAUAGAGUCCGUGGAGGGUGGGGGAACCUAAAAAAUAAUGCCUAGUAAGCAUAAUGAAUUUGAAGAAAAAAAACCCAAUGGCAUAAAAGGAGUAAGGAAAGUAGAAAGUUUUAACUCACCCUCAACAAACUAUAUAGUGAUUGUGUUCUGUGCUCAAACUUAAAUAACACAUAACAAACCUAUAUUAAAUACUAUACCCUGUUUAUGUGUAUUGUUUAGGAAUAUACAAUCCAAAUCAAUCACAUUUUUUGUAUUCAGUACAUAAAAGAAAUAUUGCGAUGGUUUACUAUUACAAGGAUAUUAUUGAAGUAGCACGUUAAGAUAUUAGGGGCAUGAUAAGAUACAGUGGCAUACUGGACUGUUUUUCAGUAAUAUGUGUGCCACGAUUAAUUAUGUUGAUACAUUGAGAUUCUAUACAAUAACCAUGUGAGGUUCUAGUAACCACCAGCAAAAAUAUGAAGCGAAAGUGUUAUGCUGUAAAACUAUGAAGAUUUGAUAUGAAGUAAUAAGUGUUUUCUUUUCUUUCAGAAAAUGAAUGGUGAGCAUGGGGUAAGUUCUAAGAAUUAUUUGAAGUGAUUUUCAAGUAUUUUGGUGAAUAGGCAACUGUUUCUUUCAGCUCUGAUCACUUACCUCUUUUUUUUUUUUCUUGCAGUGCUGCAGUUACGAGUGUCAGGUAAGAGAGUCUAACAUUCACACGUGCUGGUUCAAACGAAACUAAUGACCAUUGUAAAAGUAUGUUUAUUUAAUUAAAAUUACAUUUCUACAACAAGUUGUCACACAUUGGAGGAAUAAAAAAUAUAUUUUAAAAAAGAUUGUUUAUACCUAGUUUUGGAAAGAUAUGGAAAAGGAAAAGAAUAAAAUAACAUACAAUACAUUGAAAAGAUUGAUUUACGUUCUAAAGCAUUAACCAGCAAAUCAAUGUUAAUUAGGCAUUGAUUGCUUAAGACCCUACAAAUAAGUUUAAAUUGAUUUCUUCAUUAAAAAAAUGUGUCCAAGCAGAAACUGCAAGUGACAUUUUUGACAAUUUUAUAUUAGGCCACAUCCCUUAAUUUCCUAUGUAAAUUCAGGCAAGUUAACUACAACACUCCAGUCCAGUGGAACUGAUUUCUGCUUACCUACACUGAGUUAAAGCAUUAUGUUAAAGAGCAUUAUUGUAUGUGCUCUAUUUUUUUCACUUAUUGAUAUUGAUAUUUAGCUGUCUGCCUUGUCUCACUGUUCUCUUUUUAUUUACCUUAGGCUCCCCGAGGACCUACUGGAGAUAUAGGUCCAGCUGGUGCUGACGUGAGUGCCAUGAUAAAGUAUUUGUAUUUAUUUUCUUUUUCUUUUUGUAAUAUUCUGUAGUGCUGAUUGCUCAUUUGUUUUUAUUAUGUAUAUAUUUACAGGGAGAGCACGGGAAACCAGGACUCCCAGGAGAUAAAGGACCACCUGGUGAUCCAGUGAGUAAAUAAGUCAGAGAGGUGUCAUUGGCGAAAGCUAUUUUACACUAAAAUGAUAUACCACUGUUUUGCUCUGUACUCUGCUUUAAGUGUCAAAUCAUCACACCCAUUUGUAAUUUGUUUUAUAAUUGAUCAAUAAUGUGCCUUUUUUACAGACUACUGUGUUGUGUCAAAUAUUAAUAUUUAGGUAACGGGAACAACCAGUAUAUUCCUUAGUGUAAAACACCACAUUUGAACAAAAUACAGCUAUAACUUUAAUCUGCCAUAUUCCUGAUUUUCCCUCUGUUUGAUAAAAACAUUACACUAAAAAAAUCAGUAGAAUGUGGGCCAAUUGUACUAAAUAAUAAAUCAUUAUUUUGUCGUGAACUAUCUGUUGUUUGCAGUCCUUCCUCAUAAACUUGAGCCAAGCUUUUGGCUUCCUCUCUUACGUACUUUUUAUUCCUAAAGUUAAGGACUGGCCAUUAUGAAAAUUAUUAACCAAUUAUUAAUAAAAACUUGGAAUGCAAAAGAAGCCAUUACGACCAAGUGCUUUCAAGAGCGCAGGCAUGAUCAUCUUAGAUGGUAGAAUGUUAAGCGUCAAAGGUCAUAAUAAGACCUACAGAGUUACAAUUGGCAAAAGCUGUAAAAUUAUCAAAUUUAAACAUGGUACCACUCCAUAUCAAAAAAUAAAGUGUCAAAAGAAUGAGUUUAGAGAACCACUGUUUUUGGAUGCAAAAAUAUAGUGGCCUACAUUUACAGGAGAAAUUUACACUAAAUCUAAAAGCCUACUUUUGGUGCCUGUAAGAAAAUGUCUGCAAUUCUCCCUGGGUUGAAUUUUUUUUUUGUUUUUGACAAUCUUGAUAUGUUUCCACAGGGAAGGCAAGGAGAUAUUGGACCUGAAGGGUACCAGGGAAUGAAGGUCAGUGUCAUUGUUCCCCACAUUCUAGUUAAUCUCUGGGAGGGUCUAGGAUGGACUUUUACAUUCUUUCUUAUUUUCUCCUUUUCUCUAGGGAGACCAAGGUGUCAGAGGAGAGAAGGUGAGUCAUCCGAAAUGUGUCUAAUGUGAUUGCUCUGUAUUACCAAUAUGACUGUAGACUGUAUUUUACUGGGAAACAAUUAAAAUUUCAAAGAGGCCAGUUAUCAUAUGGAAGCAGAAGUGCUUUUGACCUGUUAGAGCACCUACAAUAGACACUGAAAGUUCAGUCAGCCACAUGUUAUGUACGUUAAGGCUUUUGUGUAAGGGGGUAGGCAUUUUGAGGACACCAUGGGUAGAAUUUACAAGUAAUAGUAAAAAUAAUCAGCAGAUACAAAAUAUGACAGACAAUGAGUGCAUAGUAGCACAGAGGCAGACAAAGUAGGGGAUGCAUUAUAAAACAACAAAAGGUUGUUGAGCAAUGAAGUCAGUAUACUGUUUGAAUAUUGUAGAACUACAAUAUUCUACAUGCUAAACAGAGAGAGAGAGUAUAUGGGCCGUAGGGAAAGGAACAUCAUCGGGAGUCAAAAAUGGUGGGAGGACUUUUGAAAAAGCUGGGAUUUAUGGAUUGUAAGAGGAAACAUUUGAUACAGACAGAGGUCAAGAGAGAACAAAGUCAUAGAGACUUAAUGAUGGGAAAACAGGGACAGAGAUAGUAAUUGGGAAAAAUAUUUGUAUAUAACUUAAUCAUUAUGCCAUUAAGCUCUGUUUUCUUACAGGGUUUCAGAGGCGGCAAAGGUGCAAAAGUGAGUAUUAACCAGUACAUAUAAUGACUUAAUAAUAUCACAACAUUUUAUUUACUAAAUGUCUCACUUUACUUUCUUCUUGUAAUCUAAAUUCUUACUGUGUUUCUAAUUAUUAACAGUCAGGAUUCCUGGUAGUGAUGGUGUAAUGCAUGUAUGUUAUUAUAUAUAUAUGCAUGUUAUUGUACAGUAAUUAGAGGACAAAUAGUUUAAGCAGUAGAAUAAAUUACUCUAUCACUGUUGGCUGUGACAGAAGAGCCCAUACAUAUUAGAAUUAAAGGGUUCCUGUCCUGGCAAUUACAACGUAAUCUUAAAUUAUAGAGAAUCAGAUUCCAUCUAUACGUUGGGCUAGCAGAAUUUCUUUCAGAAAUGUCUAGAUUUCUUAAAAAUCAGAGAUUAAAUACCAGCCCUUUAAUCCUCCUCGCAAUUAAAUAUAUUGGUUAGAGAUAAUUAUUCAGAAUAAUAUUCAGAAUGGUAGGAAUCUUCUGUAAUAAGUUGGAAUGAAAAAUAUAGCUUGGCAGUAAAGUAACUAUUUAGAAAUGAGAGUAAGGAAACCAAUGUUAAAAAAAGAGAAUAGAAGGUUACAUGGGGACAGACUAGAGCAGUUUGCAAGUUCCGGAAUGGAGGAGUAACAGUGAGUUGCAGAUGUUGCCCAAAGAAGAGUGGAGGCAGUAAAGAGGUUUAGUGAGAUAUGAGUCUUUGCAUGGUGGAAGCAAUAAUUAAACAAUGGUGAUGUUUACCAAGUAGACAAAGACAAAAUCUAUAUGAACUGUAGUGAGUACAGAGUCUUUGAAAAAGUGGAAACAGGUAUGAGGCAAUUAUGGAGUUUUCCAUGAGUUGAGCACUUGACAUAAAUUCCGUUUGAAUGAGACAAUGGAUUUGACUCAGAAGCUGAGGUCUGUUACCGGUAUUGUAGAAUAACUGGUGGAUGAUCUGUGAGCAAAGUCACAUAGCAGGAAUCAAAGUCUGAAGCCAAUGAGGAAGCAGGCACACAAGAGUGAUCUGUAAGUCAUUGAUGAGAACCAGGGCCUGAAGCCAAUGAUGAAAGACCUGGGUGAUCUGCUAGAGUGGUCAAGAACAAGAGCCAGGGUCUGAAGUCAAUAAUGAAGGACAAGGAUGAUCAACAAGAGUAGUCAGGAGCACGAGAUAGGCUCUGAAACCAAUGAUGAAGUUACUUUGGGUCCUCACAAGCUAAAGCUGUGAAGGAAUAGAAUUUCACAUUGCAAGGCAGUAUAAGGAACUCAAUAACCGGGCAAUAAAAGACGCAAUGGGCAAAAUUUAAAUAGACAAUCAUGGCUACAGCAUCCUGAGACAAUUAAGCAUUUGAUCAUUACAUCACAGAGCAAGUAAAAUAUAAGUUAAUCCUUACUGCGGGGACAUUCUGACAUUAAUGAUUUUUUCAGAUAACUAUGAGUAAUAGUCCAAUAUAUUUUUAUGGUUAAACCUGUCCAGAUUGUUUUGUACAGUCUGUCAUCUCUGGACAUAUGCCAGAGGAUAGAUGCUCAAGCCUUAUAAUUUUUGACAAACAUCCAUUACUUCUUCUCCAAAGUAGACAGUUCACUUGCAUGAUGAGGCAUUUGGCUAGUUUACAUACAGGGACUACCUGAUAAAAAUCCAAUGAACAGAAAUGUGGUUAACAGAAACCACAGUACAAAUGAAAUAGAUACCAAAGUUGCAGAGUAAACCAAUAGAAAGAAAGGAUAAUGUUCAUGGCUGGCAGGCAGCACAGAAGCCAGUUAGAUACAAAUAACAAGAUUAAAGUCAUUCAGAGGAAUAGUAUAACCAGGCUAACAAAGGGAGCAGAUAGAGAUUGAUGAAUACAUUUGAGAUUAUAUGUAGAUCCAACCUGUUACAAUUUGGGUCUUCAUAUUUCAAUAUGGUAGCGGCAACAUUAAAAAAAGUAAUGGUUUGAGAUAUUUCGACUUGGUAAACCAUCCCUUGACAGUGGUUCCUGUUCUGCCUGUGUGUCAAAUCUCUUCCACUAUUUACAGACAAUGCAUCUAACUAGUAUCUGUUCGUGUAGAAACAUAGACAUAGAAUCAUAGAAUGUGACGGCAGAUAAGAACCAUUCGGCCCAUCUAGUCUGCCCAAUUUUCUAAAUACUUUCAUUAGUCCCUGGCCUUAUCUUGUAGUUAGAAUAGCCUUAUGCCUACCCCACGCAUGCUUAAACUCCUUUACUGUGUUAACAUCUACCACUUCAGCUGGAAGGCUAUUCCAUGCAUCCACUACCCUCUCAGUAAAUGAAUACUUCCUGAUAUUAUUUUUAAACCUUUGCCCCUCUAAUUUAAGACAUUUAAUGUCCUCUUGUUGUGGUCGGUUUUCUUCUUUCAAAUAUAGUCUCUUCCUUUACUGUGUUGGUUUCCUUUGUAUUUAAAUGUUUCUAUCAUAUCCCCCCUGUCUAGUCUUUCCUCCAAGCUAUACAUGUUAAGAUCCUUUAACCUUUCAUUGUAAGUUUUAUCCUGCAAUCCAUGAACCAGUUUAGUAAUCCUUCUCUGAAUUCUCUCUCAAGUAUCAAUAUCCUUCUGGAGAUACGGUCUUCAGUACUGCGCACAACCCUGUUGCAUAUCUUAGUAUCAUCAGCAAAAAGACAUACCUUAGCAUCAAGACCUUCUGCAAUAUCACUAAUAAAAUAUAAAAGAGAAUGGGUUCAAGUACAGAUCCCUGAGGUACCCCACUAGUGACAAGCCCAUGCUUCGAAUAUACUCCAUUGACUACAACCCUCUGUUUCCUGUCACUCAGCCACUACCUUACCCAUUCAACAAUAUUGGAAUCCAAACUUAAAGAUUGCAGUUUAUUGAUAAGCCUUCUAUGUGCAACAAUAUCAAAAGCCUUACUGAAAUCUAGGUAAGCAAUGUCUACUGCACCACCCUAAUCUAUUAUUUUAGUUACCCAAUGAAAAAAAUCAAUAAGAAUAGUUUGGCAUGAUCUCUCUGAAGUAAACUAAUGUUGUCUGUGAUCUUGAAAUCCAUGGGAUUUUAGAUGUUCAACAAUCCUAUACUUUAACAUGGUUUCCAUUACUUACCCCACUACUGAAGUAAGACUUACUAGCCUAUAGUCGCCCAACUCCUCCCUACUACCUUUCUUAUGAAUGGGCACAACAUUCGAUAACUUUCAUGUAUCUAAAUUAUCAGCAAAUAAUCAGAAACUUUAGAAACCUCUAACUCUCAAUUGCAUUAUGUUUUUUCCUUUCUUUUUGUUGUGUUCAACCAAUAACCAAUAAAUCUAUUUGACUUCUUUUUAGUCAUAUUUCUAUUUACCCUUUAACUGAGAUCCACUGACCACUCACUCCAAAUUAUCUAAAUACCUUUUUUCACAAUUCUCACUGCUUUCCCUGUCAUGUUAAUGUUUUUCCAUCCAAUGAAAUCCAGCAGAAAUGCUUGUUUCUCUCUCUAACAUAUAUUUAAUCUUGUGCAGGGUGAAAAAGGAAAAAGAGGAAUUGAUGGAAUCGAUGGGCAGAAGGUCAGUAUGAAGUCAUGUUCAUGCAAUAAAAUCUUACAUUCUCACACAUACUCAUAUUUGCUAUUUUCAUUGCUUUGUCAAAUGUACAUUUUAUGGAUACAUUCUGAUUCUUUCUGACAGGGGGAUGAUGGAUUCCCUGGACUUUCUGGUUGCAAAGGAUCUCCUGGAUUUGAAGUAAGGAAUAAGUAGGACUACAAGAGCAAUUUGUAUGACUAACCAAAAACGUCUUGCAAAGGAUACCAUGUAACGUCUUAUUUUGCUGAAAUGAUUAUGCUUAACAUGAUGGAGGAUCUGAUGAUCUUCAAAGUUAAAUGUAUUGAUCUAAUUUCUUAAUAGGGAGAACCUGGAGGCCCUGGACCAAAAGGAGAUCCUGGCUCAUAUGGACCAAAAGGAGGCAAGGUAAGUCCCCCUAUUCAUAUAAUGAAACUCAUAAACAGAGAACUCUAUUUGCAUACAUGGGCAAUACCAGACAUCUAGAGAUACAAAAUAAAACUGGAGGUAGAUUAAUGAUACUUCACAGACAGAGAAACAUGUCCCAUGUAAAACGAAAGACACAUAGAAAAAUGAAUGUGGGAGAGGUAUAUGCAAAAGUACCAAAAUAAAAAGUGUGGCCUUACAAUACAGGCAUCUGUCAACUGAAUCAUAUUUUUUUUUUUCAGGGUGAACCUGGAACCCCAGGGAUUCCAGGCAGAGCUGGAAGUACUGGGAAUCAAGGUGAUAAGGUAAGAUGACUCAAGGAUUGAAGGGACAAAUAAUUAAUUACCUAAAAAAUCGACCUUCUAGUCCAUGCUUUGUGGCAGGCUUCCGGAAGGACUUGAACAGAAACCUUGCACUAAAAAAAAGGACCCAAUAAUAUUUUAUGUCUUACUAUCACGUAGUUGGAACUAAAGGUCAAUUGCAUCGUCAAUUAUUUAUGAUCAUUCUUUGGCUAUGUGGAGCGGUUAAAGCUACCAUGAUCUCAGACCUAAUUGCAGAUUUGAAAUCCAUCACCUUUACAUAAUCUAUUAGACCUUAGAAGUUGAUUCAGAAAUAAAAAAAUAAAUAAACAAAUGAUCUUGAAAAAUAAAUCACAAGUCUAAUGAAAAAAACAUUACCUUUCAACUUUGAGUUUCUGAAAAUAUGCUGCAUAAUUUCAUCGGAUACAUUGAAUUUUGUUGGUGAAUAUUGAUUGCAAUUUACCUGUUUUAUAGGGAGACCCAGGAGAGAAUGGCCCACCAGGAGAGAAGGGGGAGUCUGGAGAUGAGGUAUUUUGAUGUGUUGUCUUUACAUACUGAUCCAAUCAGACGACUUAUGGCAGUACUGAUACGUGUUUAUCUUUCUUUGUCAUUAUAGGGGGAUGCUGGACCAGAUGGACCUCCUGGUGAACGGGUAAAAUAUUUACAUAAUUAUUUAAUACUGUUUAAAUUUGAGGUGCUAGGUGUUGUCAUAAUAGAAACAAUUGUAGUUGCCACUUUAUUGAGAAGCCUGGCAACAUGUAUUGUUUAAUGUUUGAAAUCUAUGCUAUAGAAAGUUAAUGACCGGAAAAAGUAAUGCCAACUAUUCAGUAAAAAUACUGAUAGAAUACUCAAUAAGAUACAUAUUACUGUAUUAAAAACGUCAAGUACAAUGGGUUGGGAAAAUAUGAUAACAGGCCAUAGAAUAAUUUCAAAAUGUUAACAUUUUUAAAGAGUAUGAUUAUAGAAAAAAAAUAGAGGAGACCGAGUUAACUGUUUGAACAUAUUAUCUGCUGCUCAAAUAAAAAAUAAAGAAAAAAAUAAGGCAAGAAGACAAUACAAACUGAGAUGGAAAAGUUACAUCUCUUAAAAAAGUAUACUGACUACUCUAGGAAAAUAUUAAUUACUUCCCAAUGAAAUACUGACUGCCGUAGAUAAAUAAUUGACACAGGUUAGCAAAGAACACACUUGUUGCUCUUGCUAAAUAUACUUUAUGAUCCAGAAAUAUGGUGGUAACUUUUCUAGAAAAUGAAAGUAUUCUGCAAGCAGACAAUUUUGACAGUAAUUGCUUUGGCCAAAGAAUGGCUACUGCUUGGAAAAAAAGUAAAACCUAGGGGGGGAAAGAGAGUUCUUGAUCUAUAUUGGAUUUUCCAUGGGACAUGCCCGGUUAAGGUCUGGGAAAUUGUUUUCACAAUAGCAUUCAUGCUAUUAUAGUCUCAAGGGCAUCAUCUCAAAAGAUAAGCUGUUAUUCAUAGUUUAUCUUCAUUUUAAUCUUCUACUUUUUCAGUACGACCAUUCUGAUGUUCUUGUGAAAUAAUUUUUUCUUGUAGUUUUACACUUUUUUAAGAUGUUCCCAAAACAUACACCAGUAGCCAAGACAAAUAAUGAUAUCAUAAUGUGUGUCACAUAAAUAAUUUUGUAUAGUGGAAUAUUUUUAGCAAUAUCAAGAAAAACAAUGAUCAUUUAUCUAUAUUUUGGGGAAACUCAGUUGCAGGGAGGGAGUAGGUAAUAUUUUUUGCUUUUAAUUUCCUUGAUUUGUAAUUCUGUUAAUUAAAGGGGCACUCUAGAAUUAAGUCAACCUCCUUUUUGAUACAUUAUGGAAAUUGUAAUUAAAAUCUUGCCCCCCCAAAAAAAGAUAAAAAGUUACAUCAACUUUGAAUUUCCCCCAUUUACGAUACAAGGAAGUGGCUAUAGCUACUAGCCUUUGUUUUGUAAGAGGCCACUUUGCAUACCCUUUAAAUUCGUACAUUGCAGAAACUUGUGGUAUAUGCAUCGGAAAUGUCCAUUUUCUACUGGAUACUUUAAAGUGGGCAGCAAACCUGUCUGUCAGAUACGUCCAUUUAUGAAAAAAAAAAUGCUUGGCAAGGGUGUCAUGAACUAAUAAGGGGUAUCUGUGUCAGCUUUAUGACAUUGCAGAGUGGGGAUGUGUGGGAGAGUUCCUUUAAUGUUCUGAUGAUAGUAAAUAAAUACUGUUCAUUAUGUCAAUAGGGUGGACCUGGUGAACGUGGCCCUCCUGGAGUCUCUGGUGUACGUGGACUUAGAGGAGAUAAGGUAAUAUUUGAAGGAAUAUGUACGAUUUAUGCACAGUCAUUGGAAGUGUGUUGUAAGAGAUGUGAAGUUUAUGUUCAUAUUUUUGGUGGUAGUGACUCUUGUAAAAAUAUGAAUAUAUCAUAUAAUAGCUUGUCUGUUUGAGAUGUAUACUGAUAAGUCAGGAUAUUAAAAAUUUUUCUGCAACAAAGUGUCUUAAAGUGCAUCUGUAAAUUUAUUAUGUUUAACUGUUAAUUGAUCAUUACUUUGUUGGCACAGAAUACAAGGUAUAGUGUGGCAACUAUAUGCUAUAUAUUGUGAUUUUAUGUGUUGUACUUUACUAUCUCAGUCAAUUUUAAGAGUCUUGACAUUUCUUUGCCAACUUUAGGGUGAACCAGGACCACAGGGUGAACAAGGAAGAGACGGACAAGCUGGAUUGUCCGGCGAUCCAGUAAGUCAAGCUUUAUCUAUAUUGUGAUAAAUGGACAUUGUUACUCUUAGCUAUAGUAACACAGAUUCAUUAACUUAACAUUUCCUCACAUCUUAAUACUAGACUGGAUAGAACCAUCUCUUUAGGCAGAAAAUUCCAUAUCUUACUGUAAAGAAUAAUUUCCUCUGCCACAGGCAAAAUCUCUUUUCAUCAAGUCUAAAUCUUAAAUUGUGUCUUUUGUAAAGUCCUACUAACGAACAGGUAACCAGGGAACUGUUCGUACUGGUCAUGUAACUAUUUGUAUGAUAUUAUCAAUUCCCCUCUAAAACACUGUUUUCUAAUGAGACCAAGUUUAGAGUGUCUAUCCUUUCAUCAUAAUUCUUCCAUUCCCCUUAUUAAUUUUGGAGCCCUCAUCUACACUUUGUCUAGUUCCAUAACAUUUGUUGUUAAAGGGACACUCCAAACCAUGAAAACAGUUCAGCUUACUAAAGCCUUUUAGGGUUUUACAGAGUGGCCCAUCUUUCAUACUUUGUAAAAAUGCAGAUUUCAAGGGAAAUCUUCACUUUAGUAAAUUGCUAAUUUGCACACUCUCAGCUGUCAAUCGAUGUAAGUCAGUGUAUUUAUUUAUAACUCUGAAGUUCUGUUAAGAUGCAUGUAUAAAAUGGCAACACAUUAUCAAAGUGAUCAUUUUAUAGAAAUAAAUUAUAUUUUCAGCCCUGUGAAUUCAUUUUAUGCUUGAUUAUAUAUAAAUGGCUUUAGUAAUUGCUGUCUGACAUUGCACAUUGUUGUUUACAACUCAACUCAUGUCCUUUGCAUUUAUUGUUUUCUAUUUCUCAUUAAUAUGUAGAAAAUAAGUUGCUUGUGUGUUCCUUACUAUAAAAACAAAAUGUACACUUAUCUACAUAAACUCUUAUCUGCCAGUUGGCUGCCAAAUCCCCUAAUUUAUCCAAAUCCCUCUGCAACUAAUUAAUAUUCCAAUACACCACAUUGUUUAGUAAGAAAAUGUACUACUAAUUGCAUUGUUGUCCAGAAUUAAUUCCUGUAUAUAAUCCCAGAAAAAGUGUUCAUAUAAUUUCCCAAUCAUGGAUAUUAAGCUCAUAUGUCUGUAAUUUUUGGACAGAGAUUUUAAUUCCUUCUUAUAUAUGGGUACUACAUCUGCUUUUCUCUAAUUUUCUGGCAUGUUUCAUGAAAGAACAGAAUUAAAAUCAAUGAUUUGGAUAUUACCAAAGUAAACUCCCUAAUUACUCUUAGAUGAAUAGUAUCUGGUCCUGGGACUUUGUUUUUUACAUUUACAUUGUUUUCUAUAGUACUUUGUCAUGUGUUUUAUUUUGCCAUUAUAAUUAAAGGUAUUUUUAGAGGUGAUUUGCAUAACUAAAGGUAUUAGUCCUUCGUUGCUUUAUAAUGAAAACAAUACUUAAAACUAUACUAAAACCAAAUCCUGAUCCGCACUUACUAACAUACUCACCUCUGAUUUCAAUGAGCCAACACAUUUACUAUUGAAUACUGCAAAAUUUGUGCUCUUAAAUUUUUUUUGUAGGUUUGUAUUGACCUCUUUUUACCCAGAUUUCAUUUUCUAGUUUAACUUACUUAAUUGCCCCUUUGCAAGUACUAUUGGCAUAUUAUAUUUGUUUACAAUGCCUCUGAUCCAUCUAUUUUAAAUGUCCUUUUUAUGUUUACUUUCUUGACUGACUUUCUACUAAGCCACAUUGGUUUUUACUUUUUUAUUCUUUUAUUUAUUACCUUAUUAUAUGUGCUGGAAAGUGUACUUUUCUAAUAUUCAUUAAAUAGUUAAUUAGUAAAGAUGCCCCUUUCCUAUUGAAAUCAGCCUUUUUAUAUGUGUCAUUUGUUUUAGUAAGCAUUAUUAUCAAGGUCAUUUUGAUGUUCUUGAAUGGCCAUAUAUCCAGGUUUGCCUACCUUAAACUUUUAGUAUUGUACACUCCCCUUGUGUAAGUCAGUGCCAAUGUGUAAUAAAGAGACAGUUGGCUUUUAAUAGUAGGUAAUAAAAGAAAAAAAGGCUAAUUAAAUUUGUCAUUCCUAUUCCAAUGCUUAACGUGAUCUACAUGAAAUCCUCAAUAAGGGAUCUUUAGUAACAAAAGUAAGCUUAACCAUGUUUCAUCUUCAGAGUAGGACAUCUUCCUACAGCUGAGAUGAGAAGCAAUGGUCUUUUUUGUACUCACUUUAGCUAAGCAUAAACUAAUUUUUUUCUUUACAAGCUUCUGGUUCACACAGCUCCUCUCCCAUCCCCAUGCAAUGUGACAUCGAACACGGAAGUCAAUGUCAAAGAUCUGUUGAUCUACCACUAUAUGCCUAUAUUACUUACUUCCAGCAGCCUCUUUUCUGAGAAGUAUAUGAAUUAUGCUGAUGUCAGAUGGUAACAGAGGACAAAAAAUAUAUCUAUAAAAAAUGCUACAUACAGGUCAGAUUUCUUGUCCAAUCUUGUUUACAAUCCAAAAUGCCAUCUGUCUCAUUAUCCAUCAUUAUACAUUAGAGCAGAGCCACCAUCUGCUUGGUGUGUUCUUCACCACAAAACACCAAUCACCGAACAGGACUUUUUCCAGUUUUAGAAAUCUACCUUAUAUUAGGCUGGCUUACAUAUUGAAAGCUCUCUCUCUCUGUUUUUAGCUUGUUCAUAUGGAGAAUUAAAAUCAACUGGAUCACUUGAGUCCAUAUUUUUUCAUUAUGGAUGAUAGUUUUCUUACAAUGAUAUAAUUUAAAUUAUUUUUAGUUUGGUAUAUAUCUCUUUCAGUAUGACAGAAUUUUAUUUUAGGUUUCAUUUUAGAACUUACAUUAUAAAUUAGUAGCACAUAUAAUUAAAAACAUUGUCAUUUCCAAGGUUUUAAAACAACCUUUGGAGAGCCAAUUGUACAAAGAGUAUCAAAAUGGACACAUUUCACAGAUGUUUAUCUCAGUUUAUCUAUUUGCAUAUCAGACUAAUCCUACCCCUAAAGUCCAGAUCUGAAAUAAUGGCCAGCUCCCUCUGGAUAAGAGAUACGGCAACUUUAGGUGAAAUGACGUGGAUUUAUUUACCAAGACUUUCCCAUAUGUAAAAAGAACUGACCAACAUCAAUCCAUGGCAACAAGUUGGAAAGGAUUUGGACAUUGGAAAGAUGUUUACGUGAGAUCCUAAAACCUCUCUUUUUAUUACAGUCAUAGCAUUAUUAUUAUUAUUGCCAUUUACAUAGCGCCAACAGAUUCCGUAGCGCUUUACAAUAUUAUGAGAGGGGGGAUGUAACUAUAAAUAGGACAAUUGCAAGAAAACUUACAGGAAUAGAUUGAAGAGCACCCUGAUCAAACGAGCUUACAGUCUAUAGGAGGUGGGGUAUAAGACACUUUAGGACAGGAAAUAUCUAUCAAAUAGGGUGGGAGUGAAGCAGAGCUGGAGGAGAGAGUAGAGUGCUGUCUUUUAGAUAGCUGCCCUUUAGAUAGCAUCUGUUUUAAUGUUCAAAGAAAGGCAUAGAAAAUAGAAUAUACAAUUGAGAUGGAAAGUACCAAAAUACUUUGUUGGUAUAUCCAUGCAAGAUAAAACACAGUGCUUAGACACAGCAUUAUAUAGAUUUACAGAAUUGACAAAAUAAUGUUCAGUGCCUUCACAUUGCAUUAAUAAGUAUGCCUUUUCUAGAAGGGAAAAAAAUUGUUGUUUUUUAUCAGUAAAUAAUGUGCAAAUAUAUUCCUGGACCUGGAAGUUAUCCAUCUAUAAGUGGUUGAAACCUCUUAAUAGAGUCAAUUCAUGUUGUGAUCUUCAAAAAGUUUCACAUGUUAGCUUGCACAUUUAAGGAAGUGUAGGGAUUUCUGAAUAGCUAUCGGGUCACCAGGGAGUCCUGUGUUUGAUGGAAGACAGCUUUGAAUUUCCUUCUCAAAAGCAUUGCUUUGGAAACAGUGAUAAUGUUAUUGAGUUACAGAAUAGAAAAAACUGCAACUUUUAUAUCCCUUUUUAUAUGUAUUCUGUAGCGCACCAUAGACCAUAAUUACAUUCUUGUGACAACAAAAUAAACACAUUUGCAAACUCGAAUUCACCUCCUGUGCAAAACUGCAAUACAGAGACCUGAAUCAAAUUAAAUCCUCUUUAAAAGGACAUGCAGGCACUGUAACUGCUUCACCUCAUUGAAGUCUCUGGUGCUGUCUUUCUGUUCAGCAUUAAACUGUUUUUAAUAUUUUAUUGCUGAACGAGAAUCCCAGCAGCCCAUCCCUUCUGUGUUGCUUGGGCUAAUGAGUAAGCAUUAGCCUGAGUAGCAAUGGACUACUGCGAUUGGCUUUGAGUGCCCACGGUGUCCGUUUAAAUUAAGUAGAUCAAGGAAUUCUUCAGAAUAGCUUUUUAAUAUUGAUUAUAUAAAAUGGCAUCAAUGGGAAAAAUAAACAAAAAUAGUCCAUAUUGUCUAUUGACUAUAAUGAAAGUGUCAUAUAGGAGGUUAAUGACAUCUUGUUUGAUGUGUGUUUCAUUGUCAUCCCAGACAAUUUUAGAGUUUAAUGGUGUGUAUGUAACUACUUGCUAUGGACAAGUGAUGCAGAAGUAAAAAGUAUAAAGCCAUAUAAAUUUUUAUGACGAUCCAAUUUGUAUCCAAAUGAAUUGUGUAUUUGAAGUAAUGUUUUGGUAACGCAUUGGUAGCCAAUAAGAAAUGGAAAUUGAAACCAGCUGAAAUUAAAGCUGUUCUUUACCUUGUAACUAACCAUGCAAAGAUAACAAAUUUUCCAAGAUUUUAAAUAUUUCUGCAUGGGAUAGAAGGAGGGAGUAAAAGCCCUAAGAUCCUAGAGUGAUCCUGAAUGCAGUUCACAUCUAUAGAGGCACAUCAACAUACAAAGAUAUUUUAAGUCCUGGAAAUGUUAUCUUUGCAAUAUACUGGAUUUAUGUUUUGUCUACACAAUUCCUAUUGAGCACACAGACAUACAUACACACAGACACAUACAUGCACACAUACACACAGACAGGCAUACAUACAGACAGACAGGCACACAUACAGACAGACAGGCAAAGACACAUACACACAUACAUACAUAGACACAUACACACAGAGACAUACAGACACAUACAUACAGAGGCAUACAGACACACAUACAUACAGAGACAUACAGACACACACACAGACAGACACAUACACACAGACAGACACAAAAACACAUACAUACAAACAAAAACACACAUAUACAAAAUGUUUAAGUCAUCCUCCUGUUUCCUACCUUUUAGGUGCAGGAGGGUGACUUUCCCUGGGGUCCAGUGAGGGUUCAGGCCGGUGGGAGUCAGAGUUCCCACUCUGACUCCCUCUCCUUCCUCUCGCGUGGGCUCUCUCUCUGAUAGCUGGGAUGAGUGACAUGCAGUCACUUCCUCCCAGCUGUGAUGUCAUCAGCGCGACCGGGGCCCCCUGGAAAUUCAUCUCUAUCGGGUGGCCCUAACAGCAUGGGCCACCCGAUGGGCCCCUUGAACGUGCGGCCCCCGGCGGUUUGCCGUGCAGGCCGGGGCCACAACAUAUGGCGGCGGGCACCUGGUCUCAGGGGUCCACAGGGCGGCUGGGCCCCCUGGAGUGACGGGCCUAGUCGCAGCUGCGACCCCCUGCGACCGCGGUAUGUAUGCUACUGGUAUUAUGAGUGGCUAGGAGUUGUAGAGAGUGUGUGUGUAUAGGAGGUAUCAUGUGUAUAGGGUCUGUAAGUGUACGUGUGCAUGGCUGAUUUAGUGUGUGUAAAAGCUGUAGAGAGUGUGUUUAGGGAAUCUAGUGUGCACAUAGAGAAUCCAGAGUGUGUAUAUCAGGAAUGCAGAGUGUGUAUAGGUGCUGCAGUGUGUGUCUAUAGGGGAUUUAUUGUGUGUGUAGGGGAUCUGGUAUGUAUGUCGGGGAUCCAGAAUGUGUAUAGGGGAUGUAAUGUGUGUGGGGAUCUAGUGUGUGUAGAGGAUCCAGACUGUGUAUAAAGAAUGUAGUGUGUGUCUGGAAUGUAGUGUGAUCCUCUGAUCUCCCUUGUCGGCUUCGGCCAAUAGCCAUCGCGACCCACUGUGCAUUUUCCCGGUUAACACGGUGGCUAGUCCAGGCCAUGCCAGAAGAAAAGGACAUACUGGCCUCCUCAAAUUUUCAGAUUUGCAGGACACAACAAACAAGUCCUUGAAAUACAUUUCCCGAUGUCCGAACAUUUAAAGAUUCACCUCUUGUGCCAAGGGGCAGAUUAACAUAGGGACUAAUGAAGCUGAUGCUCCAGGCCCAUUGAUUAAAAAAAAUGUUCUUGCUGUGUGCAGAUUGAAUUAGGUAUAGAAACUUAGAAGGGAUACAAAGGAACAAAACUAGUGUGGACUGGUUGACUAUAAGAUAACAGAAAGCUUACUUUGCCCACUGUACAAAUGCUUUGCUGCUUCUGCUACAUUCACUACAUCCACCUUUUUGUCUGCCUCAGACUGCUUACCAGGAGUUGAGAGAGUGGACAAGUGAGUGCUGGGGGACACCAUGGAACAGAACCAUGCAAGCGCAUCAUUAGAUGCUUUUGCAGCAAGCUCUAGGUGUUGUAACAGUGCUGUUUUCAUAGUCAUCCCUUAGUUGGUGGGCCUCCAUGAUUGGCAGGCAGCCUGACAUGCAUUCAUGCCUCUCAAUUCUUAGGGAAGACCCAUUCCAAGCAGGUCUGUCACUUUGGGCGGUGCUAGUGAUGUGAGUUGCAUCACUGGCCUACCUCCUUUUACCACACCUAACGUACUGCUUUAUCAGACCCUGCUGUUUGGGGGUAUGGAUUUGGUUGAGAGAUGAAAGUGAGAGAUUAGCAUAGGGUAUGCGUAUUCUUAUAAAUAUCUUCUGUGAGUUUCCUCCAGCACCACCCCCAUUAGAUACAAGACACUUGGGAGGAACAGCUGUUUUACUGUUUUCUUUUGAGUCUGUAAUUAGGCCUACUAUAUUGAAACAUUGGAUAUUGUUUGAAUAUGUUGCUGUUUAAUUUUAUAUUAUUUAAAUAUGCUGUUGCUGAACGGAAAAACUUGUGUAUCAACUUAAAUGCGUGAUCUAGGCUACAGAAUAUUAUGUAAAAGUAAUAAUUUGCAUAUUGUAGUUUUACCAAAUUAGGCAGUAGUUAGACACUCAUUGAGUGAUUUUUUUUGUAAAUAAUUAUUCAAUGUCUGGGUGUGUCCAUCUUUUAGAAAUGUUCAGAUUUACAUGUUUUGCCAGCCUAUGCCAUUAGUAUUGCAGUCUGUCAGUGUAUUACAUAGUUACAUAGCUGAAAAGAGACUUGUGUUCAUCAAGUUCAGCCUUCCUCACAUAUGUUUUUGCUGUUGAUCCAAAAGAAGGCAAAAAAACCCAGUCUGAAGCACUUCCAAUUUUGCAACAAACUAGGGAAAAAAUCCUUCGUGACCCCAAAAUGGUAGUCAGAUAUCUCCUUGGACCAAGCAGCUAAUUAGAAAAUAUAUUCCUAUAUGUUAUGUUUUUGGAAGUAUUUAUCCAAUUGCUGUUUAAACAUCUGUAUAGACUCUGACAAAACCACCUCUUCAGGCAAAGAAUUCCAUAUCCUUAUUGCUCUUACUGUAAAAAAACGUUUUCUUUGCCUUAGAUGAAAUCUCCUUUCUUCCAGCCUAAAUGCGUGACCUUGUGUCCUAUGCAUAGCCCUGUUUAUGAAUAGAUUUCCAGAUAAUGGUUUGUACUGGCCCCGAAAAUAUUUGUAUAAUGUUAGUCCUUAAGGACCCUGCUCUGGAAAUAAUUCUUCUUGGAUCACUUACUGAAUUUGGUUCCCUCAAGCUAUGUCCUGGAACCAAUAUAAUUUGUGGCUCUAAUCAGUGUUUCUCUCCUUGAUGCUUAAUCUGAGCUUUCCUUCAUGAAACUUGAGCGCAAUAUAACAUUUUGUUGGUAAUUCUUCAGGACUCUUCAAGCUUAAACAGUCAAUGAUAUAACAAAACUUACUUUCAUCAACAACAGCAAAUGAAUACCAUAGGCUUUGGAUUUUCCUAUGCAUCGGUUACUUUCUGUUUUUUUGUUUGUUUGUUUGUUUGUUUGUUUGUUUGUUUUUUUUACAAAAAAUAACCCUUGUUUACAUAUCUAUCUUGGCUGUCCUUUCAACAUCCCUUUUAAAAAAUAUAAUUUUUUUGCUUGUUUUAUAUGAAUGUCAAGCAAUAUAAUGAAUUUGUGACUUUUUUUUCCUUUUUGUCAACUCCAGUUUCCAGUUUUUGUUAAAAGUAUUAAUUUUGGACAUCUGGAACUUUUCUUUCCUAGUGUGAUGUCCUGAAGUCAUUCUUGUAAUAUAUCACUGUGUUAUUUUGUGUUUUUAGCUGGAUUCUUGGCAUUUAUCAACAUAUUUUUUUUUUGCUCUGAGCAUUUUUAUCCAUCAGAGCACACAGACUUCUGUCAUUGCCUCCCCCUAUAAACUGCAUUCUCCUCCGUCCACAUCCAGAGAGUUCUGCACAUUUUCACUCUCACUGUAUCGUUUAGUGUCUUCAACUUUCUUUCUACUUAUCUAUUUAAGCAAGACAGCUUCCCUAUCUCUCCUUUAGAUUCCUCAGAUCUCCCCGAUAGUCCAUCCUUACAUUAUUCAUCCAUAGGUUAAAUAUGAGACAUAUUCAUUCAGUACCAUGAAACCAGUUUUUUCUUUAAUGCAGGGGUCUCCAGCCCUCUCCUAUUAUGUACUCUUGUCCUGGAGGUGUUACUAGAAUGUAUUUUUUAAAUUAAUUUAUUGAUUAUGCUUUAUCUGUUCUUAGUAGGUUCAAAGAUUUAUUCAUAUAUUUUUCUGCAGAUUGUAAAAUCAGUGGGUACCUCACCCAGUUAGAGUUGUGAAUAAAAGUGCUAUACAGAACAGGCAGUUUUAAAACUGAUACCAUACUACUGUAGUGAAAACAAGUCAAGGAAUUUACUGUGUUUUUAGAGCCCCCUUUAGUCCGUUGAUAUUGGGCAUAUAAAGAUGGCAACAAUCCCCCUUAACAAAAACAAUAUUGGGAUUUUGCCUAUAUUCCAGACAUUGUACAAGCCAAACAUGCUUUCACAAAGUUAAAGUCUACCCAAAAAGAACUAUAUUAAGUGGGGGACUGGAAACUGUGGCUUGGGAGGCGAGUACAAAUGAGUAGCCUUUUUGUACAUGACACUCAUGUUUCUCAAUGUGAAUGUACCUACAAUGAAAACAAUAUAUAUGGGUUUAAAGAAUGGAGGCUGAUAGUGUUUCUGGGUGUGACUUUAUAUAUCCCUCCAGUCUCCAUCAAUAUAACAUAGCAUUCACAGCAAUCUUGUUCUUGUCUGAGUUCUCGAUUCUUCAUAGAAUGAAUAAAUUGAGAUUGGCAGCCACUGUGUCAGGAUACAAUAUGACCCAAUACACAGUGCCUAGGUAAUGACACAAGGUACAAUAAACCUGGGAGAAUUAUAUGUGUUUCCAGACCUUAGAUUGCUCAGACUUAACAUCAAAAUAGAAUAGUCUGAGACAAGCCAAAGUCAGGGAUAUAGAAUGAGACAAGUACGAUAAGACAGGCCAAAAGGUCAAGAUUUAUAGAAAGACGAAUAGUCCAUAACAAGCCAAAGGCAGAAAAGUCAAAGAGAAAUACAAGAAUAGUCCAUAACAAGCCAAGGGCAGAAAAGUCAAAGAGAAAUACAAGAAUAGUCCAUAACAAGCCAAGGGCAGAAAAGUCAAAGAGAAAUACAAGAUAAAUGCACUCUCUGAUAACCAGUGAAUGGAAACCAAUACGGCACAGAAGAAAAGCCGAAAUGUGUUUAAAUAAGCCUAUGAGAGAUAGUUCAGUACCGCCCCUGUGAUGCCAAAAUGUGUGUGCACAAACAUGUGGCAUGGCACAAUUGCUAUCUUAAAUUAUAUUCACAUUUAUAUCAUUGACACAUCGUAUGCAUGUAAACAUGUUAAGGUAACAAUGCAUAUAACACAAGGAAAUAUCUGAUUCUAAAAGUAAUCAUCAUUUCUGUUCCAUGGCUUUUUAUGGCUCCUGGUUAUAUCCACCAUAAACCUAUAAACCCACUAUUAAAAUGUCAGCCUGUAUUCACUGUUAGGGAAUUGGUAGUUAGUAACAGAAUUUACUACACUUGAUUUUUCUAAUUCUUUAUCAUCGCACUUUGUUUAUAUUUGGUUUUACUGUCUCCAGAUGCCUUUUCUUUCUGCUGCUUCCUAUUAGUCUGCACAAUGGCUCUGUAUAAUGUCCUGUCAUGAUAAGCACAGAUAAUUAGCAAAUGGCCCUUAUCAUUUCGCUUUGUGGUUUCCUCUUUCUCUUUCUUCUUCUCUGAGAACUGUCUGGUUUUGUUAGUUUGAGAAGUGAUGUGCAGGGUGGGCUGCAGUCUAGCCAGCACCCCACACAUACCAUCAGUGGACUGCUAUUAUAAAAAAUAACAAUCUUACUAAGUAUAUGGUUGUAAUAUAUUUAACAAAGCAUUCAUUAGCAUAAGCAGUACAUUAUGUUGUUUAUAUUUUCAUUACAUCAAGGUCGAGACUUUUAUACUUGUUUAUGUGAUAAUGUAGAUCAGCCAAUUUUGAUGUUUCUCUUUUCUUGUAGGGCGAAGGUGGACCUCAGGGACCAAAAGGAUACAGAGGUGAUGAAGGUCCUGCUGGACCAGAGGUUCGUGCCAUUUUAAACACUAUUGUCACUCACUUGUUUCCUGUCACAAACAGGUAAUAAUGCAUACAUCACUCUUGUGCCAGACCACUUAAGUCACAUAGAGCACUUCAUCUCAAUUAAGUAGUCUGGGUGCAGUUGUCUUCUCAUUUUAACCCUGCAAUAUAAAACUUUGCAGCCAUUAGAGGCGCUUCCACUGCACUGACCGAGGGAAACUUGGCCAAGUGACUCAAAAGCUCAUUGGAAAGCAAUAAAUACAAUGCUUUCUCUAUGGAGAAGUUGGGAUGUGCGAGCGGCACUAGCUCCCCUGUGGGGAGCAUUGGAUUGGACUAUCACCAGAAAAGUCAUGUCUUCUUGUUGACAUCAUGGGAGGUGGAGGGAUCUUGGGGUCUUGGCACUAGACAAAGGGGUAUUGGCACUGGAUAAAGGUGAAUAAAAAGGUUGUUGUUUUUUUAAAUUGUACUGCAAAAGAGACUGGUCCCUGGAUAUUACUAGGGACAAGCCACAUGUUUGUAUUCCUAAUGCCAUAGUGUUUCUUUAAAAGGACACUGAAGUCUUGCUCAAUUCACUGCCAUUUAGGAGUUAAUUCACUUUUGUUUCUGUUUAUGCCACCCUAGCCACACCUCCCCUGGAUGUUACUCAUACAGCCUGCCUCAUACAGUCUGCAUGGAAACAAAAUGGUUUCAUUUUCAAUCAGAUGUAACUUACAUUAAAAGUUUUUAUCUCUUGCUCUGUAAAUUGAACUUGAAUUACAUACAGGGGGCUCCUACAGGGUCCAGCUAGUUAUUAAUAGAGCAGGAAAUAAGAAAUUCUACAUUCAACUGCAUUUGCAAAAAAGGUAGUGUAACCCUUAGAUGACUCUUUAUAGGAAGUGUUUAGGGAGGCUGUGUAAGUCACAUGCAGGGGAGGUGUGCCUAGGGCUGAAUAAACAAAGUGAUUUAUCUGCUAAAUUGAAGAGAACUGAGCAGUGAGACUGCAGGGGCAUAAUCUAUAUACCAAAACUGCUUCAUUAAGCUAAAGUUGUUUUGGUGACUAUAGUGUCCCUUUAAGUAUCAUGUAAUAAAAAAGAUAGAUAAUGGCUAAGUGUGUAUUGUAUACACAAACAAAAUAUAUUAUGUUGUAGAUCUAUGAAAGUAGUGCCUACUUUAAUCCCUAAUUCCCAUUUACCUCAAUAAGAACUUGCAGAAAAUUUUGUAAACAAAUAUAGAUUUACUAAAGAGACGAUAGUCUAGUACCCCUUUACUCAUUUAUUCCUGUGUUGAUGUACUUUACUCACAGCCUACUCACUGUCCUAUUAUUGAAUGAUGUUAAUGUUCGUACCUGGCUGUAGCUCAUUGAGUACAUGAAUAACUUACCCAGGUUCACGAAUAUGUAUAUGUAAAAAUCUACAUCCAUUGAAUUCUCUUCUCCGCCACUAUAAAAAUAUUGCAGUAAAGGAUCACCAGUGCCAAUAUUGCCCUACAGGAUCAGCUCAAUUUCUCAUUUUUCAAGUGAUGUGCAAGGGGAAAAAUCUUUUUUGGUUUGUUAGAUUGAUUUGUUAUUUUCUAAAUUCAGUUCUUCCAAAGGCCUAGAUUUUAUAUUGUUAGAUAAGUUUUCCAAAUGAUUUCAAAUUUUUGGAUGAACUUUUCAAAUGACUUUUUCAACAUAUUAAAAUAUCUAAAUAUAUGUCAAAUAUAAAAAAAUAUGAAUAUAUAAAAAUAUUACAAAAUAUAAAUAGUUUUCAUACUAUUAAUCAUUUUAAAAGUUUCAUCCAAAAAUAUUGAACUGUUUGUAAAGUUUAUACAACAAUAUUAAAAUCGAGGCCGAAAUUUGACAAAUAUCGAUUCGGACUAAUUGAAUUUCGGUUCAGAAAUGUGUGUUUUCAUAUUUCCGAAGGCCAUAUUCUGUAGGCCAAAUUUCUAAAGACCAUGGUAACAAAGUUACCAAGGAAGUACCAAAUUAGGGAGUUAUCUGCUAAACUGCUGAAAUAUAAUACAGAACUUAAUAAAAGCCUUUUCCUUAAUUUUGAUCUUAUAGCUGUUUCGUUGAUAACUCCCUAACUUGGUAUCCUUAUAUGGGAUUAUGUGGGAUAUUUAAGGAUACUAAAUUAGGGAGUUAUCUGCUAAACAGUUGAAAAAGGAUUGGAAAUGCUAUCUGUUUGUAAAUAAUUUGUAAAUAACUCCCUAAUUUGCUAUCCUGGCAAGGGAUAUUUAAGAAUUCCAAGUUAGGGACCUGUCUACUAAGCAGCUAGAAUAUCAAAAUUAAAAGACCUUUUCUUAAUUUUGCUCUUUAAGCAGUUUAGCAGAUAACCUUUUAAUUUGGUAUCCUUAUCAAAAUGAAUGGAUCCAAAAAGUUUGUUUUACGGUUUGUUUAUGAUUAGCUUGUGCGCGUUUUGAUUUGUUAUUUUACUAUUUGCAUAUUCAUUUUGUGCAAAUUUCUGUUUGGGACAAAACUAAUGGCAAAAUCCAGAGGCUUCACAGUGUGGUGCAGUAGAAGGAAGUUUAUUCAGGAUAAAGAGAACAAAACCAUAUACAUAUAGGCAUGUAUACAUUGUGAAACAUUUGGAUUUUGAAUACAGGUACCAUUUGGUUCCCUGAGUGCAACAUUAUCUUUUGAAUUAGAUACACAUUGCACAUCCUUACAUUUUUUCAAGGUCAAUAAAUAAUGCAUCAUUGAGCUGGGUAGUAAAAUGCAUACCAUAGAACGUAUAUAAAAAUUACGAUUAAAUAAUGUGUUAUUAAUAUCUCAGUAUUAUCCUAUAUUGUGUAACCAUCCAUGAUAUUUCACAAUAUAAAAUUCAUACUGUACCCCAAGCAUCAUGCUGAAAUAAAAUGCGUUAAUGUGUUUAAUGCAUCUGUACCACAGACUGUUCCCUACAUAUGAGUUGUGUGACCGUCAAUGUGUCCCGUAAUGGGUGUAUAGUAUUUUGUGCUCUGUGUUGUCUGUAGAAUGUAAACUGUUCCAGAACCCAGGGGACAAAUGUCCAGAUUGAGACUUGAUGAGUAGCUUGUGAUUUCCACUGCACUGUCCAGCGUGUGUUUUAAACUGGAAUCAUCUGCAGCUGUUUCCUGUGUCUCCUGUUUUCUAUUAACUAUAAAUCCUCUCCCCCUCACUUUUAUUUCCGUAAUUUUGUGUGGCUUUAUUAUUUUAUUUCUUAGGGAAAUAAAGGACCAAGAGGAGCUAAAGGAUUACCCGGCGAGCAGGGGCCUGCAGGAGACAGAGUAAGCCCUGAUUAUUCCGAGGAUAUAUUGAGGUGUCCUAUAGUGAACACAAAUGAAGAAACAGUACUUAGACUACCAGUAGAGUGACGUGAUUUAUACCAGUGGAGGUGGGGAGGGGGUUGUAGAUAACGAUUUUAUAGAUGACUUGGCUGAUGUGUACUAGAUAAAAUGCCUGUGUGAGUGUAUUUUAAACAGACUAAACUGACGUGUAGAGAGUUGGAGGGAGCACAUACUGCAGGGGUGAGGUGAAGUACAGCAUACAGAAAAAAUAUUUCGGAAUAAGUAAUAAGUAUUUACAUGUAGUGGACAUUAUAUAGGGCAAGGGCAUACAUGUUUAAAAUGCAAAUGAGCCAAUGAGCUGUAUACGAGCACAGUGUGUUUUGAGUUUUUGUUUUAUUUUUACUAUUUUAGAGUUCAGGUAGACUUUUAUUGAAACAUCAAGGCAAAAUCUCUGCACAUUUCUGCUUUGCCUUAAUCAUGCGUAAUUAAAUUUAUAUCAUGAUAUUAUAUUGAUGCUUCAAUAAAGUCUAACUGAAAUCUAAGGUGGUUGAGCCUCCACCUGAAUUUGUCUUUGAUUGACUACUUUGGAUACAGGAGUAACAGGCCAUCACCAACAAAGGAUUUGAAGAGAUUAGGAAGUGGAGGUUCUGGAGACCUAAGAGGAGUUAGCAAUGUGGUAUUUACAGAGAGGAAUAUAUCCAUAAGUGGUGUCACAUUCUUUUCGUGUGGUGGGCCAGAUUUUACAUGGGCGGAACAUAAUGUGUGUGUACAUUUAUAUAUGCGUGUGCAAUCUGAUGUGUGUGUAUCACAUAGCUCACCAGCACUAAAAACCCUUAGUAAUUUGCUUUAUGACUGUGUAUGACUGUAUCACAGAACUCCACAGCAAUAGUACUAACAGUAACAUUCAGCAUGUAUAAGUUUAAAAAAGAGCUUCAUAGCGAUAAGUCUUGCUGUCAUGUGCUAUCUAUAUAUCAUAGAGCUCCACAAUUCAGAGUAAUGUGCUAAGUGUACGAGUGUAUCACAGAGAUUCACAACAAUAAAACUCACAGUCAUCUACAGUGUGUAGGAGUUUAUCAAAGAGCAACACAACAAUAAAACUUGCAGUAAUGUCCUUUGCGCCACUGCAAAGAUGAUUGACCUACCAAUCUAUUUUGAAACAAAUUAAAUAUUUUUGAUAAAUGUUUGCACUAGGCUAACUAUGACAAAUAUGGUCCUAAGUGUUGAAUAGACACUUUACAAUAGGAUCUCAUAGGACUUAUUUGGCCCUAUGGUGGAUGGCAUAGGACAGUAGUUAUGUACGUGUUUACAAGGAAACAUUUUAAAUGACGGGUUGAGAAUGUAUCAGUGAAAGAAAGAAGCAGGGCAUUUACUCCUAGAUGCAAUGCCAGAAGAGAUUUGAAACAUCAUUUAAUUCCAUUUAUUAGGGAGAAGAUGGACCUCCAGGAGCAGGGACAGAUGGUUUCCCAGGAUUUCAGGUGAGCUUCUGACACCCUAAAUCCUUAUAUUUAAUUAGCUAUUCUUUACCAGACUGCUUGAGACAUUCAUUAACUUUCUUUAUAAUUGUAUAAAAGUAUUAUUUUAGUUAUUUGAUAACUUUGUGGAGACAUUGAGAUAUUAGGGGGGAUUUUAAGUGCUUGAGAAGAGGCAAUAAGCACACAAAAUGCCCCCUUUUAAAUUUUGUCUUCCCUGCCUUCUUCAUUACCAUCACACUAUCUAAUCACCCCUCCACCUAUUUAUAGCAGCCACCUCAAAUUUAACUGACCAAGAGUCCUAACAUGUCAUUCUUCUAUAAUCAUGUUAUAUACUUUAUCUCAGUUUCUCUGUGUUAAACACUUAAGUCAUGCCACUACAUAGUCUUGACCAACGAUGACCCACAGUACCUUUUUCUGAGAUUGAGCCAAACAAUGUAUUUCUUAAAAGUAGAAAUCCAUCUAAGUGAUAAUUAUCUCUAUUUUUCAGGGAUAUCCUGGAGCUCGUGGAGAACCCGGAUCUAAUGUAAGUGUUUUAUCUAGGACUAUCUCCUUACAUAUUAUGUGAAAAAUGAGGUGGAAUCCAAAUUUCAUCCAAAUUUGCUUUCUUUUCUAGGGUACAAAGGGAUAUCCUGGACCAAAAGGAGAUGAGGGAGAACCUGGAGAACCUGGUAAUGAUGUAAGUAUGAGGACAGAAUUUUAAGUCCUUGGUACAAUCAUACCACAAUAGGUUGUUAGUGACAAGAUAUCUUUAACUGGUGAUAUAUUGUUAAUAUAUAAUUACAGUGGAACAAUAGCAAUUGAUCUUUUGUUUAUCUAUGAUCUAUUAUUAAAGGAACACUAUAGUCACCUAAAUUACUUUAGCUAAAUAAAGCAGUUUUAGUGUAUAGAUCAUUCCCCUGCAAUUUCACUGCUCAAUUCACUGUCAUUUAGGAGUUAAAUCCCUUUGUUUCUGUUUAUGCAGCCCUAGCCACACCUCCCCUGGCUAUGAUUGACAGAGCCUGCAUGAAAAAAAACUGGUUUCACUUUCAAACAGAUGUAAUUUACCUUAAAUAAUUGUAUCUCAAUCUCUAAAUUGAACUUUAAUCACAUACAGGAGGCUCUUGCAGGGUCUAGCAAGCUAUUAACAUAGCAGGGGAUAAGAAAAUCUUAAUUAAACAGAACUUGCAAUAAAGAAAGCCUAAAUAGGGCUCUCUUUACAGGAAGUGUUUAUGGAAGGCUGUGCAAGUCACAUGCAGGGAGGUGUGACAAGGGUUCAUAAACAAAAGGAUUUAACUCCUAAAUGGCAGAGGACUGAGCAGUGAGGCUGCAGGGGCAUGUUCUAUACACCAAAACUGCUUCAUUAAAAGACCACUCUAGGCACCCAGACCACUUGAAGUGUUCUGGGUGCCAGGUCCUUCUAGGGUUAACCCAUUUUUUAAUAAACAUAGCAGUUUCAGAGAAACUGCAAUGUUUAUUAAUGGGUUAAGCCUUCCCCCAAAGCCUCUAGUGGCUGUCUCAUUGACAGCCACUAGAGGCACUUGCGUGCUUCUCACUGUGAUUUUCACAGUGAGAGCACGCCAGCGUCCAUAGAAAAGCAUUGUAAAUGCUUUCCUAUGCGACCGGCUGAAUGCGCGUGCAGCUCUUGCCGCGCGUGCGCAUUCAGCCCAGGAGGAGGAACGGAGGAGGAGAGAAGGAGGAGAGCUCUCUGCCCAGCGCUGGAAAAAGGUAAGUUUUUAACCCUUUUCCCCUUCCAGAGCCGGGCGGGAGGGGGACCCUGAGGGUGGGGGCACCCUCAGGGCACUAUAGUGCCAGGAAAACGAGUAUGUUUUCCUGGCACUAUAGUGGUCCUUUAAGCUAAAGUUGUUCAGGUGACUAUAGUGUCCCUUUAAAACAUUAUUUGAGUGUAAGGUUGAUAAUCAUAUUAUUUACUUACUAGUGAGAUAAGGAAAGAGAUGAAGAGCCCUAUGAGAGAAAGCCCAGGCAAGGGAAGAACACUAGAUAGGCUUACACCUGUUGUUAAACUAUAACUCUCAUUAUGAAGCAUUCUACAACAAUUGGGUUGAUACCAUUUGUCCAUGUAUAGUCUAGCCAGUGUCACAGAAUAGCCAAUCAACAUAAUUUCCUGUUGCAACUUUUAUUUUUGAAAGUGGACUCAACCAUGCCUCUUCUAGUCUCCAUAUAUUGCCUGUGGAUGCAUGUUCAAGGUUUAAAUUAGAACAGCAUGUUCAAGUGCCACAUUUAUAUCGUAAACACCCAUAGGCAUAAAGCUUAUAGGCACUCAACAUGCCUGAAAUGAUGUUAAAAUAUAAAUUUAAAAGGCUUGUGGGACAAAGGAAAAAACAUUAUCACAAAAACAUUGUGGAGAUAGGCAAGGUUUUGCUGAUGGACCUGUAAUGAAUGGGUGGGAUUACAGACUUAUUCCAACAUCACUAAAUAAAUGUGCUGUAUUUCCACUUUAACAAAGUGUCCAGGCUUUCUUUUUGGAAACCUGACUCCUUACAUCAGGCAAACAGAUCAUAAAGUUCCUCAACAUUGCUUCAUCAUAACACUUACUACAAACUAUACAACCUUUCGCAAAAGGUGACCUGUUCCACCACUAAGACUGCUUUAUUUUUUCCAGUAGUAUAUAAGGAGAAUAUAGAGAGUGGGUAAUAGUCAUUAAUCUACUACUUUGUGGCAUUUACCAUAUAUUGGAUUUCAGAACAUGAGAACACAAUAUAUGCCUACAAGAGAAAAGAAAUGUGUGCAUUCCGGAACAAAUGUAGACAUAGUGUACUAUCCUUACAGCUUGCACUCAUCACAAUUCUCUCCAGACUAUAUAAUAUAAAUUAGCAUGAAGUAGUUAGAGAUGUUCUGCCUGUCAGUAGCUUAUAUACAUGCAUACAUCAUAUAGUCAGUGAAACUGAAGGAUUAGUAACUGUUAGGUUUUGUUUCUUGUUGCAGAAUCUCACUCCUGGCCCAGAUGGGGCCAAGGGAGCAAAAGGCUACAGAGGUUCAGAGGGACCACCGGUAAGUUACUCAGAGCACGUCUUAGCAGAGUCCCAAAUUGCCAUAUUCGGAUUCUGUGUGAUAACCCAGCUUUAUAAGGAAAGCAAGUUGAAGUCUGUCUAAACAUGGGUUUGCUCAGCAUAACACAGCAUGACUGCCAGUAGCUAAGAUUUCUGCCCAGUCUCUCUUGGGAUAAUCCUGAAAAAAAUCUGUCUCAUACUGUCUUACGCUUAUAUUCUCCUUAACUCACUGUGUGCUUGUCUGCUUUAUAUCACCCAUCAAGACAUUAAUUGUUCUUUCUGUUGUCAUUGUCACUGCAUUUACAGACAGGUUAUAUUCUCUUUUAGGGACCUCCAGGACCCCUAGGACCUCCAGGCCCAGAUGUGAGUCACAUUUUAUUUGUGUUGGCAUAGUGUGCUUAGUGAUCAUCAACAUAUAUAUGAACAAACUAGCUAUCCCCUGAUGUGUGAUUGUGAGAGAUUGUCGUGGAAAGUUGACAUUGUGUAUCUAACCCCGUUUCUCUUGGGUCGGAAGCAGAAUCCCAUUCUUCUGCUGCCAAAGAACAUGUAAACAACAAAUCUAAUAUUUUUCGUGUUUAUGGUGUUUACAUUCUUGUGGUCAGAUAAACAAUUUGUUCUGCUGUAAACAUUUGUUUGGUUGCUUUCGCUUAUGAUUUGAUAACAGUGAAUGUUUUUUUUUUGCUUUCAGGAGUGUGAGAUCCUGGACAUUAUAAUGAAAAUGUGUUGUGAGUGCCAGUCAAUUUCUAUAUUUAUGUCUAUCUAUAUAUAUGGGAACAUGAGUGACAAAAUAUACAUUAUGAGAACUAAUUUACAUUAAAUGGCCUUAAUAAACUGUAAUACAAAGAGGCAGAAGUUAUCAAUGGCCCUGAUUGCAUGGAUAGUCAAAACAAACAAGAUUAUUGUAAUGAAUGAACUUUUGAAUUGUAAAUAAUAAUUAUAUACUGAACUAGAAUAACUGCACAUUAUGAAUGAGUGACUAUACACAAGAGAAUGAUAUAAUAUAGUAAGACAAUUUGAUUGGUUACUUGACAUUUUCUAGCUGUUCUUCCAUUCACUAGUUCACAGAUUUAAGCAGGGCUUAAACUUUUUCACGUUUUGCUAAUCUGUACCCAGAAUAAUCAAUCACACCUUCCUCAAUGUAAAUGUGCUUGACAUAUUUUUAAUUAAAUGCACAUUAAAUAUUUUUUAUUAAAUACACAUAAUGAUACUUUCAUUUUAAUUAUAUUAGAUAGUGAGCUAAUUUUUCCUUUCUUGUAUUGCAGCUUGCUGUGGUAAGUAUGAAGUCAACCCUUCAACCAUCUGUCAUCAUUCACUCAUUCCACUUUCUACAUUUCCCUAUUAUAAUUCACAAUUCCAUCUCCUUUAAACCGUUUUUUUAAACCUGCCCAUAAGUUUCCAUCUUUAUAUUUUCUUCGUAUUAAGUCCACUUUUUUAUCCACUGCUCAAACAAUAUGCUCUAUUCCCAAAUUCCACUACAAGACACUGAAUUGCAAGUUGGAUAUUGAACUUGCUACCUCCGAUUACUUGCAGUGCUACAUUGCUGCAUUAGAUAUGACCAAGCUAAAAGAUGGAAUUAUGUUGGCAAAAUGUUAUCUAAAUUUCUUGCUCAGCCCUAUGCUUCUUCAUCAGUCAUUUUAUCAGUACUAAAGUAUGUGUUUGCACGUGUUUAUGUGUGUGUUUAAAUGAGCUAAUGCCAGCUCUUUAUCCAUUUUUCUUCCCAGAUUGCAUCUGUGGUCCCAUCGAUGUACUGUUUGUGGUUGACAGUUCAGAGAGUAUCGGUCAAACUAAUUUCCAACUUGCUAAAGAAUUUAUUAUAAAAGUUAUUGAUCGUUUAAUACGAGAUGAACAUGUCAAUGUAAGAAUUCCUAUAUUCCUAUUGAGUUAUAUCUUGAAGAAAACAUUCUUACUGUGUCACAUCAUAUUGGGGAUAAGGAGACUACUAGUGUGUAAAAUGUGAUACAUUUAAGUCAAUCGUUGGGUAUAAACAACAUUUAUUAGGGAUUUUUUAAUAACAUGGAAAAAUUAAGGUCUUCCAACUCUACCCAUUAUGCAAAUGCCCACCGUGGUAGAUUUAACAGACACCUCGCAGGAGAGAAUAAGUUCUUCGUAAGCUACUUUCUUGUAUCAAGAUAUCAUGCACUAGCUGCUGAGCAAAGUAAGAUGUGAGUAUAGUACAUUGUAAUUAUUUUUCAGAGGAAAACUGUGUGGAAAAAAUAGAUACAAGGUUUUUUUUUUCAUUUCAUAAACGAGUAGUGAUAUAACUUCUGCUUCUAUCCUAUGUUUGGCCAACUAUGCUCCACUCUACUGCCUGAGAGAAGAUCCAGGUGGUAAGGAAGAACGGAAUGAUAGAAACAUAUAUAUAUAUAUAUAUAUAUAUAUAUAUUUUUUUUUUAUAAUAUAUAUUUUUAACCACUACUAAAACAGUGAAACAUUUUGUAAAAAAUCCGUUCACUUUGUAUAAUAGCAAAAGUCUAACUUUUGUCAAACUGCAAACUUGUGCCAUUAAAGAAAAACUCCAAACAACUUUGGAUUCUUACUCUACCAUGCCCAGGGUUUUAUAUAGCAUUUCUGUGUAUUUCUUUUUAUGGAUCAUAGGUCUACCCAUUUCUAUGGGGUAGGCAGUCCUGUUCAUCACUGCAUGAAAUCAUUGGCUUACAGAGAGAGUCUUGCUAUAACUGAUUUUAUCUGAAUAUGCAAAAAAGUCAAAUUGAGCCAAGCUUGUUGAGUUCAGUUCUGAUGCAAACCAAUCAAAAUGUUCACAUGUGCAUAGAUUAACUUUUGCUGAUAGGUUUGCUCACUUCCCUAUGCUAGCAGUAGAAAGGAAUAUGCAUUUUUAAAGUAUUUCUGGAGGAGGAAUAACUCCAUCAGAUCAGCUUAUUAAAAAUGGAAGUGAAAUGCGUCAAAUAGGGUUAUCAAGUUCUAUCCUUAUAUAAGGAUAGAAUUGUUCUCUUGCUAGUUCAGCAACCUCUGUAUGUGUGACAGCUUUUAGAAAAUGUCUUUAUCGGUAAGAUUGGGAGAUCGCUAUGUCUGUGCAGCCCCCAUAUGAAAACUUCAAGAUUUUGAACGACCCAUAAAAAUGACCAAUGUCAUUACGCAACAAGGGAUGAAAACAAAUAAAGUAUAGGUUCCUUACUGCAAUCAUAUAUUUUCAUCUCUGUAACAUAAAAAUGUUACUCAAUGUCAAUGUAUUUUUCAUAUGUAGCCACAAAGCAUGAGAUUUUCAUAUGUGUCCUGCAAAAACCCUACAGUAAGCUGACAACAUACUGCACAGACAUCGGUAAUAGCAAUCUUGUGUUUGUAUCUCAAGCAAUGACAGUAAAUCUACAUAUCAUCAUGCCGUGGUUGUCCUGCUUUUGUGAUACUGCACAAGGGGUGCUUUUUAUACUCCCGUUGUUGGGCUGCAAUGGAAAUCCUCUUUACAACAUUGAGAAAGUUCUAUUUCAUUUUCAUAGUUUGAAGCGGAUGACUCUCGGGUGGGUGUUGUGCAAUACAGUCAUGGAAACACUCAAGAAGCUGUUGCACUGAGAGAUGCAAACAUCCAAACCAUUGGACAGCUGAAGGAGUAAGUACAACUCAAACCCAUUGACAGUAUUAUAUACAUGAUAAUAUAAAUUAUAUAGCAUAGUAAGCUGUUUAUUGCACUUGAAGGAUAUCAUUUGUUCAUGCUAAGUAACAAUUAAGAUCACUGAUCAAGAAUGAAACAUGUGUAGAAUUUAAAAUUUUGGUGCAUUUGGUUAUCAUUUUAGAGUAUUUGCCAAAUUAACUGAUUGAUUGGAGAGAAAAAUUCAAAGCUUUGAAAUCCAUGCACCCUUUCCCCAAACCAGAGAUAAAGGUUGACUUUUCUACAGUAAUGGGGAGAAAUACAUAUUUUAUGUUGUAGGGCAAUACAGAAUUUGAAGUGGAUCGCAGGUGGAACAUGGACUGGAGAAGCCCUGGCUUUCACUAAAGACAAUCUACUGAACAUGUUUUCUUCUAAAAAGAGAGUGGCACUUGUUCUGACAGAUGGCCAUUCUGAUGUCUUGAGGGACAAGACUCCACUCAAUACCCUUUGUGAAGUCACUCCGGUAUGGGAACACUAGAAUUUCACGUAGAAUGCAAAGUAUUCCUAAUCUCAUAUGAUACUCACACUAUAUAUCUUUGUCUAAAUAUAGGUCAUCUCUGUGGGAGUGAGUGACAUUUUCCAGGCUGCUGCUAACCCAGACCAAAUAGAGACAAUUUCUUGUGGUGGGACAACAUACAGUGGAGGUCUAACCUUGCAGAAGUCAAACUUUGCUGAGCUUCUAGAUGAUCAUUUCCUGCAGAAUGUAACUGCUCAUAUCUGCAAAGGUGAGAACCAAAUUGGAUGAAAUGAAAGGACAACCAGACAAAACUACUUUUCAAUUCACAUGUUUUAUCAGAGAGUCUAGUUUUCAUGCAAAGAUUCUCGGCAGUGCAUUGUGAUUACUUGGAUUCAUAUAGUCUAAUGUUCUAAUUUUAAAGGAACACUCCACAUGAAAAUUAAAACCUAAAUACAUAAAUAAAUAAAAUGUACAAAAAUAUAUGUUUUGUAGAUAAACCCCAAUGAAAACAUGAAUGCAUUUAGUUAUGCAUGUUGGCACAGGGGUGUAGUUUAAACAGCUUGCAAAAGCUGUAGUUCUUCUGCCUGUUGCCUUUGUAAGCCCUCAGUCUGUGAUGGGGAAAUAGCCAAUCAAAGAUUUCUCAUUGCAAAACCUCUGAUUCUAAGCCACGAGUGUGCCCUCGCAAGGAGAACUAGGGAAGAAGCUGCAGGUGGGGAGGAGGACUCAGGAGUCACAAAAAAACGGUAGGAUUGAGCCCAGUGGCCUCACAGGCUCACUGGCACCAGUAGGAGAAUAUAGGCUUGUUCUAACAGAAUGUUCCUAUCUCUUCUGUUCUCAGGGGAACUAAUGGAAGUAGGAGGAAAACCUCUCUCGCUGUCUGAUUAACAGCAAGGGAUGUGUUUCUUUAUUGAUUUAUAAAAGUGCUGAUUUCUCCUUUAAUGUAUAAAAUUCUGAGGUUUGAGCAAAGUUAAUUAAAAACAAGAACAUGGGCUGAUUAAAACAUUAUAUCAGUUAGUUAAGACAGUUAACAUACUUGGUUAAAGAGUGUUUAGAUAUCAAAUUAUUGACCAAACAGACGUUGGCGUCAUGGACAUGUAGACAUCAGCAGAAGAAGCACUAUCAAAUAAUCAUAGUAUAGACCAGAAGGCUAACACCAAGCAUUGAUAGUGACCUGUUCUAUCACCUAAUUUCUGAUGUUUUAAAUUCUGUUUUACAGAGAAGAAGUGCCCAGAUUAUACUUGCCCCAGUAAGUAUGCAACGUUUGACUAUAUUAUCUGUAAUCCAAAGGCAGAAUUACUUACCAAACUAUUAAUGAAGAUUCUGUAGUAAACCAAUCUGGAUUCCCAUCACUAAUUCACAGUCAGUGCUUGGAGAUCCAUAACAUCUGCUAUUUAAACAUUGAAUAUACUAUUCUGUGCACACCAAAACCUGGCCCAUUAUGGGUGGAUAUAUGCAUUACUUUGUGUAUCAUAAGUAUAUUCUUUUCUAGUUAAUUCUCUUCAAGCUCUGUUGACAAUUAUGGUCCGCUGCAAGCUGAAGAUAUACACUGUUUAAAAAAAAAAAAAAAUCAAUAAAGUGUCAGGUUUGAGGGCCUUUCAUUAGAACCCUGGUUUUAGCUGGGGACACCCUAGGAUACAACCACUACAAAGGAAGGCCUGAAACGUAACAGGCUGUGACUAAAAGCACUUGGAAAAACUUCAUAGCUGAUAAAGAAACAGAAAAAAGAGGUAGAUCUGAUUUUAGGAAGUAAUGGUAUCAUAGCCAUAUAUUCACUUUGGGACAGGAAGAUCUAAACAUGGUCAUUGCCAGGGAUUUUGCAAGGAACAAGGAAUGGUCAAAGUAGAUAGUGAGUAGAUAUAGGAUGAGGAAGUUACAAUAUAGAAUAUUCCAUUGAAGAAUCUUUCUUAUUUCUGAUCUUCAUCUACAUGGGCUUCAGAACAUCUGAGCAUUACCCAGAGCUGCGAAUGGGGAUUACAUGAUUGGGUUUAGUUAAGGUGUACUAGUAGUCACUUGUUUUGUAGUGCCAAAUAUAGGCAUUGUAUUCAAACUGAUGCCUAUUUUCUGGAUCAGAAACCACCAUGUGAAUCCAAUGAUGAGUUUAUCUUACUAAAAACUUUUUAGGUGAACGUUAAAAUGAAUUGUGCCAUAAUCUUUAUUCCUCCAUUCACGGAACAAUAAUGAAUCUUUGUAAAAAAAUAAAUAAAAAAGGAGAGGUUUUUUAGUUCUAGCAUGUACAUUUAAAAAAAAAAAAAGACUAAGGCCUUGAUUUCAUUUGCUUGGAUCACCUUUCCAAAUGAACAAAUUCUGUGAAAGUGAACAUGUCAUGAUAUAGGUUUGCAGUUUUCUAACCAUCUGACUUAGCUUAUGUUACACAAUUAAGUGUUUUUCCACAUAAUACUAUGAAUAAUGUUUUUAAUUUAUUUCCAUAACACCUGUCUCCUUCUCAGAGCAUCAAUUAUGCUUUCAGUAGGUGUUACCCUACACAUAUCCUGCAUAACUCUGUUUGGGAAGCACAGAUAAGCAUCUCAUAACAAGUUAAAAAUCCCAAAAACUUUAUGGUGGCUUAGUGUAAAUAAAUGCUAUAUGUUUUCUUUCCAUUCUCAGAUUGUCUGUCCAAAACUGCUGCAAUAAAUUAUUCUGGCUGUUUCUCUCCCUGAAGGUGCUGCUCUCACACAGAGUAUGCCCUUUCUCUCUACUUCCCAUUGCUCUCCCUUGGGCUGAAUUCAAGCAGGAUAGAUGCACAGGGGAGUGUUUCCCUGAUAGCAGAUAUGCAGAGCACAGCUUUCUUAUCUCUGUGCUGACUGGCAGUGAACGUGUUAGUAGGGGGGAAGGGUUGUUUUUUAACCUCUGAGUUUAGAGAACUCUAUUAGAGUUCUAUUAGAGACCUCUAUUUCUGUUAACACAAUACAUAGAUGCAAGGUAAUUAUUUUCAUUUAAGUUUAAGUUGUAUUUGUCAUGACAGGUACCUUUUAGUGGUGACUUCUGUAAGUAAAUGUUUUGAAAAGUUUGCUAACAGAGAGCGAUCAUUGGAUAUGAUGAUCAAAACAAAUAAAAUAAAGGUCAAAGUUAGAUGAUGUCAUGAUUCCAUAUGUACAUAUCAGAGGAACUUAAUCAUGUGCAUGAGAUUCCCACAUAAUGAUGUGAUUAGGACCUAUUUAUUGCCAUGCAAUAAUACAUUUAUUUUUUAUCUCCAUAGUUGAAUUUAGUGUUCCAGCUGAUAUCACACUGCUCGUGGACAGUUCUGCUAGUGUAGGAAGCCAGAACUUUCAGACUACCAAGAGCUUUAUAAAGCGUUUGGCACAACGUUUCCUGGAAGCUAAAAGUCCGUCAUUUGAUGCUGUACGUCUUUCUGUGGUGCAGUACAGUGGGACUGCCCAACAGAAGGUUGAAGUACAAUUCCUGGCCAAUUACACUGAGGUGGUUGAUGCAGUGGAUAAAAUGGAAUUCCUGAAUGGUGCCACAGAUGUAGGAGCUGCUUUGCGGACCGUAACAGAGCUUUAUCGUGAAGAUUCCCUACCAACAUCAAGCAAGAAGCUACUGCUGUUCUCUGAUGGAAAUACAAUUUCAGAAGGAACACUUCAGGAAGCAGUCCGGGACGCACAGGCUGCUGGUAUCGAAAUCUCUGUACUGUCUUUGGGAAACCGACCAAACGAGGCUAACCUGAAGAUACUGCUAACAGGUGCUCCUGUCCCUGAUCGUGAGCUCUUCCGUGUCCCUGAUUAUCCUUCUCUGCUUCGGGGCGUUCUGUACCAGACCAUCACCCGCAGAGUUUCCCUCAAUCCCAAACAAUAA
Molecule: messenger RNA, 59933 nt
Organism: Pelobates cultripes (western spadefoot toad)
Lineage: Eukaryota; Metazoa; Chordata; Amphibia; Anura; Pelobatidae
Source: the annotation of a GenBank genome assembly